Portunus trituberculatus (swimming crab) is the source of this 64449-nucleotide messenger RNA. RefSeq names its product titin-like. The record is from RefSeq and is a predicted model, not a curated record. NCBI's taxonomy places the organism in Eukaryota, Metazoa, Arthropoda, Malacostraca, Decapoda, Portunidae. Gene Ontology annotation, molecular function: protein binding.
AGUCCGCCCUUGGUUUGGGGAUAGCGAGGGUGUUCUGUCAUUCCUCCUCGUCCCUUCUUCCCUUGACCUUCCUAACUGGUGCUGCCGUGUCGUAGGGAUAGAAAAGUGCCCUAAGAGCCUUGUUAGUGUGGUCGUGUCCUAAUCCUCACAUGGGGAGUGGCAGUAAAGUGCUCAAAAUUCAGGGAACUGACAAAAAACACUGAAAAAUUCUAGUCGUGUGGAGUUUAAGAGAUCGUGUUACUACUAGUGUGCGUGUGUGUUCGUGUGUACGUGUAGAGGUUCAGGACACCUUCAGGAGACUUAAGGAGUGCUAUGCCAUGUCUCGAGGGGCGUGACAGAGAGGAGCCAUGCCUGGAGUGGCGGGGAGCGGCAGGCUGACGCGGCCCCUGCAUCUAUAUCACCGCCCCGACACCGAGAUGGGGGAGAUGGAGGAGGAGGAGGAGGAGGUAGUGGUAUUGGUGGAGGAGAUGGAAGAGGCCUGGGAGCUAUUCCAGCAAGGCGUCCAGAGGGUCCAGGGCCCAACACAGAUGAUCCCCAUGGGCCUACCGCCAGGUGCGUCACCACCCGUGUUCGCGCAGAUCUUCCAAAAUGCUCGGUUUGCCCAGGGUGGCGAUGCCCUCUUCGAAGGAAGGAUCACUGGCAACCCCAAACCAACAGUCUCCUGGACCCGCAAGGGGGCGAAACUUGUCUAUGGCUCCAAAUACCAGGUGACCCAUGACGAAGCGACAGGCGCAGUGACACUUCUGAUCACUGCCAUUGGUCCUGGUGAUGAGGGAGAGUACACCUGCACAGCGGCCAACCAGUAUGGAGAGGCCAUCUGCACUGUGUACAUUCAGCCGGAAGCGGCCUUAAUGAUGCAGCAGCAGCGUCAACAACAGCAGCAGCAACAGACCAUGCAGAAGUCCUUUUUGCAGCAACAACAUGUGUCGCAACAAAUUUCUCAGCAGCAGCAGCAACAAAUGUUGUCGAUGCAAAAUGGAAUGAUGCAGUCUUUCCGAGUGGACACCUUCGAGUACCGCCUGUUGCAUGAGGUUGAAUUCCGGCGAUCCCUCACCGUCCGCAUGGCAGGCGAGGUGGUGGAGGAAGAGGGGGCCAUCCAGGGUCCACCCCAAGCUCCACAGCUCCUCCAGAAGCCUCGCUCCACUAAGGUCACAGAUGGAGGCAAUGCCACCUUCACCAUCAAAGUCAAUGGCUAUCCUACCCCUAGGGCUAUCUGGUUCAAGGACGGAGUGCGUCUUCAGCAAAGCGACAAAUACCUGAUGACGCAGUCUGCCGGCCAGGUCACGCUCGUGGUCAAACAGGUGAAUGCAUCCGACAAUGGCUACUACACAAUGUUGGCUGAAAACAAUUCUGGCUGCACUGUUGCCUCGGCUCAGCUUGCCGUGGUACCCCGCGGGGAGGUGGUCAUGGACUCCCCCCAGCGUGAGAUCAUCCGCCCUGAGAGGAUGGAACAGCAGCAGGUUCCCCCUCCAGCAGCAGAUGACACCGGUGAUGACAGCAGCAAGAAUCUGGAGCCCAAGUUUGUGCGGGGGCCGGCCGACGCCCAGGUGCAGGAGGGCAAGUUGGUGCGCUUUGAGGCCCGUGCCACCGGCCGCCCCUAUCCUGAGGUAACAUGGUACAUCAAUGGACGCCAAGUGGUGGACGAUGCCACACAUAAGGUUCUGGUCAAUGAGGCAGGCUACAACUCCCUCAUGAUCCAACGAGCUGCACUCAGCGACGCUGGCACCAUUUCCUGUGUUGCCCGUAACAAGUCUGGCGAGGCAACCUGCCAGUGUCAGCUUAAUGUGCUGGAGACACAACAGAUGGUUGCACCCAAGUUUGUGGAACGCUUCCAGCAAACCAGCGUUUCUGAGGGAGAAACUGUUGUUCUCCAGUGCCGUGCUGUUGGCACCCCCAUGCCUCUCCUUUCAUGGCAGAAAGAUGGCGUCACAAUUCAAAACACUGAUAAUGUUAUGAUUCAGUACGACCAGAACGGCGCCUCAUGCCUACAGGUGCUGAGUGCCGGUGCAGCUGAUGCCGGAUGGUACCAGUGCAACGCCCAGAACACUGCUGGUUCCACUGCCACCCGUGCCCGCCUCCAUGUACAGCUGCCCAAGCCCCCUGCCCCAGCUGCCCCCUAUCGCCCUCACUUCCCCAAACAAGGCAAACUCAUCGAGCCUGAGCCAGAGCCUGAGCCCGAGGUGAUCAUUCUGCGCCCUGUGGAGCGCUCACACCACGUGCCUAAGGCUCCUGAGGAACCCGAACCCGAGCACCCCAAGUUUACUCAUCCCCUGAGGGAUAUCGAUAUUGUCGAGGGCACAAGAGCCCAUUUCGAAGCUAAAGUGAUUCCCAUUGGUGAUGCCACAAUGAAUAUUGAGUGGUUCCACAAUGGAAAACCUCUUGCAGCAAGUUCCCGAGCCACCGUGACAUGGCGUUUUGGUUUUGUGGCUCUGGAUCUCCUUAAUGUGAUUACUGCUGAUGCUGGUGUGUACACAUGUCGUGCCACCAACGUCAAGGGACAAGAUGAGACGUCCGCCAAUCUCAGGAUCACUGACCGGCCUCUUAUUGAGAGGCAAACACAGCAUCCUGAGGCAUUGGAGCAGAUUGGCUACCUGGAGGACCAGUCACGCUUCCAGCGAACCAUCUCCAUGGAUGAGUCCUCCCAUAUCAAGCCCACCUUCAUCAAGCCCCUCACUAACCUUGGGGAGGUCCUGGAGGGCAAGUAUGCCCACUUCGAGGCCCAGGUCCAGCCCCUGAGUGACCCGUUCAUGCGCAUUGAGUGGUACAAGGAUGGCAAGAGUAUCACUGCAAGCUCCCGAAUCAAUGUGAUCUACAACUUUGGGUACGUGGCACUCAACAUCAUGCAGCUGCGUGAGGAGGACAGUGGCACCUACACUGUGCGUGCCAUCAACAAGGCUGGGGAGUGCUCUUGCCAGGCCACCAUAAGAGUUAUCUCAAUGUCAACUGUGACUGGUGACCUGGGCAUCCCAGAGCAGGCACAGCACAUCAAGAGUGUGGAGGAGAUGGAGGCCUACAGACAACAAAUGUUGGCCAAAACCAAAGCAGAAAUGGAUGAAGCCAUCACUGCUCCUGUGUUCAAGACAAAUCUGAAGGAUAUUGUUGCCAAGGAAAAUGGCUUUGCCCACUUUGAAGCCCGCCUGGAGCCCAUUGGUGACCCCACUCUCAAGGUUGAGUGGCUCAAGGAUGGUCGCCCAAUGGAAGCCAGCUCUCGCAUCACCUCUUUCUUCAACUUUGGCUAUGUUGCCUUGACUGUGAAGGCUCUUAUCAUGAAGGAUGCCGGCAUCUACACAUGCCGUGCCUAUAAUGCUAAGGGAGAGGCCCGCGUCGAUUGUAAGCUUACUGUCAUCUCUAAGGCAGAGCAGGAAGAGUCUCAGUAUGGAGAAACAAUGGCCAAGAUGCAGUAUUUGGAGGAUGCCUCACGCCACAAGAGGACUGAGACAGAGGAGACCACUAUCUCCAUGCCACCCAAGUUCCUGGGUCCUCUGAAGGGAACAAACAAGAUUGUUGAGGGCCAGAAGGCUCACUUUGAGACUCGCCUUGAGCCCCAGGGUGACCCAAAUUUGACAGUUGAGUGGUACUUCAAUGGGCAGGCCAUCAUGUCUGCUACUCGCAUCAAGACUUACCAUGACUUUGGCUAUGUCUCUCUGGACAUCUCUGACAUCCGCCAGUCUGAUGCUGGCCAAUACACUGUGGUGGCCCGCAAUGCUCUGGGUCAGGCUCAGAGCAGUGCUGUCAUGGAGGUGGAGACUCGUGCUGGCAUUGACACCAGCACUAUGCAUGAAGUCUCCCUCAAACAGACGGCUGCUCUGGAGCGCCGCCACCAGGAGCCUCACUAUGAUAUUGAGGAACUUACCAAAUCCAAGCCUGAAUUUGUUGUGCCACUGCAAGACCCCAAGCCCAUGCCUGAGGGAAAGAAUGUCCACCUGGAGGCUCGUCUUGAGCCCAUGAAUGAUCCAACCAUGAAGGUGGAAUGGUUCUGCAAUGGCAAGCCCAUCACCAUCGGCUCACGCUUCAAAACCUACUUUGACUUUGGCUUUGUUGCUCUUGACAUCCUAGGAGUGUACACCACCGACUCUGGUGAGUACACUUGCCGUGCUGAAAACUAUCUCGGCAGCGCCCACACCUCAGCCUGUGUGCGUGUGGAAGGUACCGGCGACAUUCAGACUGACACCAUGCAUGAUGGUGCCAUGGAGCAGAUCCAUUACCUGGAGGACGCUUCCCGCUACCACCGCACCACCGAGGAGCAGAUGGAGAUAAAGACAGCGCCGAACUUUGUCAAGUCACUGAAGAACAUCGAGACUGUUGAGGGCACCAACAUUCACCUGGAGGCCCGUCUCCAGCCCAUUGGGGACUCCUCCAUGAGAGUUGAGUGGUUCUUUAAUGAUGCCCCUCUCAAGGUUGGCCACCGUUUCAAGCCAGCUUAUGAUUUUGAUUACGUGGCCCUUGACCUGUUGAGUGUGUACCCUGUGGACUCGGGCAUCUACACCUGCAGGGCUACCAACAGUCUCGGUCAGGCUGUCACCUCAGCUUCGGUCAAAGUCACUGCCAAGAAGGAUCUCGUGUUCGACUCAGAACACCCUGAGAGCUUGCAGAAACUUCAGUACCUUGAUGACAGUUCACGAUACCAGAGACGUGAAACAAUGGAAGAAGUCUCUGUCAAGAUCAAACCCAAAUUUUUGACUAAGAUCAAGGAUGUAGUUCAGAAGGAACGGAACCACGCCCACUUCGAGGCCAAGCUCGAGCCCAUCACUGACCCCAACCUACGUGUCGACUGGUACAAGGACGGACAGCCAAUCCAGAUGGGCUCAAGGUUCCGUCUGAUUCAUGACUUUGGCUAUGUUGCUCUCGAUAUCAAUGAUCUUAUCGAAGAGGAUUCUGGUGUAUACACUUGUGUUGCCACAAAUCUUAUGGGCAAAGAUGAGCUCACAGCCAACCUGAAAGUGAUCAGUUCUUCUGGUGUUGUUCUGGAGUCCCAGAGUGAGACUCUCAGCAUGCAGCAGCUUCAGAUGCUGGAGGAUCGCAACCGCUAUUCUCGCACUGAGGUUGUGGAGGAGACUACCUCCCAGGCUCCCGUCUUCACCACCUCUGUCAAGAACAUUGAGAUCCUUGAAGGACAGCGAGCUCAUUUUGAGGCUCGUCUCAUCCCCACCUCUGAUCCAACCAUGAAGGUUGAGUGGCUCCGCAAUGGUGUGGCUGUAAAGAGUGGUUCUCGCUUCACAGAGUACAAUGACUUUGGCUUUGUGGCUUUGGACAUCAUGCAUGCCUAUGCUGAAGACUCUGGCACAUACCAAUGCCGUGCCACCAACGUUAAUGGCCAGGCUGUGACUUCUGCUACCCUGACGUGCCACACCAAGGAGGCUAUCAUUGGAGAAACCAUGAACCAGGAAGCCAUGGACAAGAUCUCACGCCUGGAGUCCCGUACCCAUCGCACUAUGACCACUGAGGAGACCACCAGCCAGGCCCCAGUCUUCACCUCACCCAUGAGAGACCAGAAGCUGAUGGAGAAUGCUCCUCUUCACUUUGAGGCACGUCUCAUCCCUGUGGGAGACCCUGACCUCAAGGUGGAAUGGUUCAAAAACAAUAUUCCCAUUCAGCAUGCUAAUCGCAUCUCCACCAUGCAUGACUUUGGCUAUGUUGCUCUGGACAUGAAGUACGUGAAGCCUGAGGACACUGGCACCUAUACCUGUCGUGCUACCAAUAAGUUGGGCCAGGCUGUCACCUCAGCUACACUGGUUGUCACCUCCAAAGAAUCUCUUCUGUUGGAAUCUCAACACACCGAGGCUCUGGAGAAGAUCCGUUAUCUGGAGGAUGCCUCUCGCCACACCAGGUCUGCCACUGAGGAGACCGUCAUCACUCAGGCACCCAAGUUUGUGGUAGAGCUGUCUGGACUGACACAGCUGUGGGAGGGCCAAAGUGCCCACAUGGAGUCUCGCCUGGAGCCAUACCCUGACCCCACAAUGAAGGUGGAGUGGUUCCACAAUGGCCAGGCUCUCCAGAUUGGCCACAGAUUCAGGACAAUGUACGACUUUGGCUUCUGUGCCCUGGACAUUCUGCAGGCUGUGGCUGAGGACUCUGGCACUUAUGAGUGCCGUGCUACCAAUCGUGUAGGCACUGCCACUUCCACACUGACGAUUGGUGUCAAAUCCAAGAGUGAUUUCAUUGUGGAGACCCAGCAUCCCGAGGCCAUGGCACAGAUCAGCCGCCUGGAACAGAAGCCACCAAGCAAACGCCCUGAGGAUGUACCAAUGAUUGAGAAACCUAACUUUGGACGUGCCCUGAAGAACCAGGAGAGGCUGAUUGAGGGCCAGUCAGUUCACAUGGAGGCCACUCUCACCCCUGUUAAUGAUCCUACAAUGAAGGUUGAAUGGUUCUUCAAUGGACAACCAAUUCCAUCAGGCCAUCGUUUCCGCACGACCUACGACUUUGGCUUCGUUGCUUUGGACAUCCUGUAUGCCUACCCUGAAGACUCUGGAACUUAUAUGUGCAAGGCCACCAAUGCAGCUGGCCAGGCAGUCACCUCAUGCAACAUCGGGGUGGAGGCCACUGAUAGCAUGCAGCUCGAUACCCUCGACGAGCAGCGCCUUAGCAAGAUCCGAAAGCUGGAAGAGGUGAGCGACGUGACCCAGGAGUUGAAGCAGGAGGUGUUCAGGAAGCCCGUGUUCACCACCCCUCUUCUCAGCGUGGACAACCUGAAGGAGGGCGAACGUUGUCACCUGGAGUGCCGCCUGGAACCCAUCAAUGACCCGCACAUGAAGGUGGAGUGGUUCGUCAAUGGCGUGGAGAUCAAGACUGGUCACCGCUUCCGCACCACCCAUGACUUUGGCUAUGUUGCCCUGGAUGUGCUCUACACCUACGCUGAGGACUCUGGCAAUUAUCUGUGCAAGGCUACCAACAGAGUGGGCGAGGCUGUCAAUUCCUGCAGUGUCAAUGUGUCCGCCCGCCGUAAUAUCUACAUGGACACCCAGCAUCCCCAGGGCUGGGAAAAGAUUCAGAGCCUGGAGCAGAGGCCCAAGUAUGAGCGCAUUGAGGUUGCUGAUGCUCCUCUGCUGGCUCCUCGGUUCACCUCUGAACUCCGGGGCAACACUCAGCUCUCUGAAGGACAACAUGUACAUCUGGAGGGCCGCGUGGAGCCUGUGCAUGACCCCACUCUGCGCAUUGAGUGGUACCACAAUGGCCAGCUUCUGCAGUCUGCUGCACGCUUCCACACCACAUUUGACUUUGGUUAUGUGGCUCUGGACAUCACUGGCGUGUACCCUGAGGACUCUGGAGAGUACACUUGCCGAGCUGUUAACAAGAUUGGUGAAGCCGUGUCCAAGAUCACCUUCAAAGUGGAGGGCAAGGAGGGCGUGAUCUACGAGUCUGCCCGACCUGAGGGUCUGGAAAAGAUUCGUCAGCUGGAGGACUCUACUCGCCCUGCACCUGCACCGGAGGAGACUCGCACCUUCCAGCGUCCAGUCUUUACUCAACCUCUUCAGAACCUGGACAACCUCACUGAGGGUGAACUUGCCCACUUUGAGUGUCGCCUCAUCCCUGUUGGUGACCCCAAGUUGAAGGUGGAAUGGUUCAGGAAUGAGAAGCCCAUAGAGACAAGCUCCCGCAUUAACCGCACCCACGACUUUGGCUAUGUUGCCCUGGACAUCACUGGAGUGCGUGCUGAUGAUGAAGGAAUUUACAUGUGCCGUGCCACCAAUGAUCUGGGAGAGGCUGUCACCACCGCCUCAAUCAAGAUCAAAACACAUGCCAACAUCAUGAUGGAUUCUCAGCAUCCAGAGGGCAUGAAGAAGAUCAAGGCUCUGGAAGACCGCAAGGCAGAUGAACCUACUGCCGCUCCUGACAAGGUUUAUGACAAGCCAGUAUUCACCAACAACCUGACUGGCCCAGAGCAAGUCAUGGAAGGCCAGCAUGCCCACUACGAGUGUCGUGUAGUGCCAGUUGGUGAUCCCAACAUGAGAUUUGAGUGGUACUGCAAUGGUGUUGAACUGAAGAUGGGCUCAAGGUUCACCACCAACCAUGACUUUGGCUAUGUGACUCUGGACAUCCUCCACUGUGUGCCUGAGGACUCUGGUGUGUACAUGUGCAAGGCAAUCAACAAGGCUGGUGAGGCAGUCAGCUCCUGCACCACCAGAGUUAUUGCCAAGGGCAGCAUUCUGGGAGAUGCUCUCCACCCUGGCUGGGAGACAAUCAAGCUCCGUGAGGCACAGUGGAACAGAGUACCUGAAACACCAAUCUCUCCUGAGCACCAAGAGCCACCCAUGUUCACCAAGCACUUGGAGAGCUUUGAGCGUCUGCAGGAGGGUGGCAACUUGAGGCUGGAGGCUCAGGUGCAGCCAGCUCGUGAUCCCUUCCUCAGCAUUGAGUGGUUCAAGAAUGGUGUUCAGCUGGCCACUGGUACUCGCUGCCGCAGCACGUUUGACUUUGGUCACGUGACACUGGACAUCUCUGGGCUCCGAGAGAGUGACUGUGGCAUCUACACCUGCAAGGCUGUCAACCGUGUGGGAGAGGCUGUGUCCACCUGUAACAUCAAGGUCUUUGAUCGUCAUUGGCUCAUUGGUGACUCAAUACAUCCUGAUGCUCUGAAGAAGAUUGCAGAUCUGGAGACACCACAGACUCAAAGUGUCCAGACUACUGAACCUGUUUUUGAGGUCCCGAUGUUCAUCUCUCACUUGAAUGACGUAGAGUGCCGAGAGGGUGACAAUGCUCACUUUGAGUGCAGAGUUGAGCCCUCCCGCGACCCAACUAUGAAAAUUGAGUGGUUCAUCAAUGGCAAACCCAUGAGGGCAGCUGCACGUUAUGCUGCACAGUACGACUUUGGGUUUGUGUCCCUGGAUUGCACUCACUGCUACGCUGAGGACUCUGGUGUGUAUACAUGCCGUGCCACUAACUCAAAGGGCUCAGCCUCCACCAGUGGCACCCUGAAGUGCAUCAGUAAGGCUAACCUAUACUUCGACACCCAGCAUCCGCAGGGCAAGGCUGGCCUCGAGAAGGUGGAAGAGGCUGAGCGAGCUUACUGGGCAAAAUACCAGAAGCAAGUAUCUGAGCAGGAAGUCAGCUAUCCAAAGCCAUUCUUCAUCAGGCCUCUGCAGCCCAGUUUCUCUCUCAAUGAGAACCAGGCUCUGCAUAUGGAGGCCAAUGUGGAACCCAAGCAAGAUCCCGACCUGAAAAUUGAAUGGUUCCUGAAUGGCAAAGUCUUGGAGCAGGCUCACCGCUACAAGACCACCUAUGACUUCGGCCUUGUCACCCUCGACCUGAACGAUGCCUAUGAACGCGACCAGGGCAUCUACACUUGCCGUGCCUUCAAUAAGCAUGGUGAAGCUUUCAGCACCUCUACUGUUGUGGUGGGCAGCAAGGAUGUCCUCAUUGAGGCCACACAGCAUCCAGCUGGUGAGGCAGGUCUGGAUGCCAUCCAGAAAAUGGAAGAGAAGAAUCUGCGUCGUGAUGACCGUCUCCUGCCUGAUGAGGAGGGACACCCACCACAGUUCACCAAGCCAUUCAAGGAUCUGAGCAACAUCGAAGAGGGUGAAGUAGCCCACUUCGAGGGGUUGCUCAUUCCUCUGGGCGACCAGACCAUGCGGGUGGAAUGGUUCUUCAACGGUGAGCCCCUCAAGGCUUCGCACAGGUUCCGCACCGUGUAUGCCUUUGGAGUCGUCAUUCUUGAGAUCAUUGGAACCAAGGUUACUGACUCUGGUGAAUACACUUGCAAGGCCCACAACAAGUGGGGCAAAGCUGAGUGCUCUGUCAAGCUGGAAUGUGUUGACCGUGCCCAUGGUCAGCCACCCAAGUUCACCACUCACCCACAGAGCCUGUCAGGCCUCAAGGAUGGUGACUCUGCUCACUUUGAGUGCACCCUCAUCCCUGUUGGUGAUCCUAACAUGAAGGUGGAAUGGUUCCACAAUGGUGAGCCUCUGCGUAAUGCUACUCGCAUCAAGACUGUGAGUGACUUUGGUUUUGUUGUGCUGGACAUCUCGUACCUGCAGAAUCAUGAUGCUGGAGAGUGGGUCUGCAAGGCCACCAACAAGUAUGGUUCUGACACCACCAAGGCAAACCUGAACUGCUUUGGCAUGGGAGGAGUGUACACUGACUCACUUCAGCCAGCCUCUCUUGAUAAGAUUGCAGCCCUUGAAGGCCACAAGGCUGAUUUGAAGCCCGGUGAUGCAGGACCAGCAGCAGAGCCACCAAAGUUCAUCACACACAUCACCAACAUUGACAGACUUGUGGAGGGACAGAGUGCUCACUUUGAGGCUCGAUUGAGGCCAAUCAAUGAUCCCAACCUUACAGUUGAGUGGUUCAGGAAUGGCAAGAAACUUCCAACAGGCCACCGCUACAGGACCUUCCAUGACUUUGGCAUUGUUAUCUUGGACAUCCUGUACUGCUAUGAGGAGGACUCAGGUGUGUAUGAAGCACGUGCAGUCAACAAGCUGGGAUCGGACAAGACUACUGCCAACUUGAAGUGUUUCAGUAAGACUAACUUGAUUUUGACCCCACAAGUACCCAAGGGUAUGGAAGGAGGCCUUGAGAAGCUGCAAAAUCUUGAGGAUUCUGCCUGGACUCGUCGUGACUCUGUGACCUCUGAGAGGGUUGGCAUGGCACCAAAGUUCACUGUUCCACUGAGCAACAUUGAGAACUUGAAGGAGAGUGAGAAUGCUCACUUUGAGGCUCGCCUUGUUCCCACAGACGACCCUCGCCUGAAGGUUGAGUGGUACUGGAAUGGCAAGCCCAUGAAACACAGCUCCAGAAUCCGCCAGUUCUGUGACUUUGGCUUUGUCAUAAUGGAAAUCUCUCCCAUUUAUCCCGAGGACUCUGGUGAGUACAUGUGCCGAGCCUACAACGACUAUGGUGAGGCUGUUACCAAGGCAACGCUGAAGUGUGAAGGCAAACGCUCCAUCAUCCUGGAGACUCAGCUGCCAAAGUCCAUGCAGAAGGGCAUGGAAAAGAUUGCUGAACUUGAGGGCUUGAUGAUAAAGUCUCCUGACCUGGGUGCACCCUCAGAUGUUGGUCAACCACCUCAGUUCAUCACUCAGCCACAAGACACUUCCAUCACUGAGAAUGGCCUUGCUCACUUUGAGUGCAGACUACAGCCAGCAAAUGACCCUGACCUUCGUGUUGAGUGGUACCACAAUGGCCGUCCUCUGUGUGCUGGCUCCCGCAUUAAGACAAUUAAUGAUUUUGGCUUUGUUAUCCUGGAAAUAGCCAACUGCUACACCAGGGAUGCUGGCACCUACACCUGCCGAGCUGUGAACAAACACGGAGAAGCUUCUGUGGAGUGCAAGAUGUUUGUCUCUAGCAAGAGUAGCAUUGUUCUUGAACCACAGGCUACCAUGAAGUUCAAGGGGCUCACUGAAGCUCUUCAGAAGCUUGAGGAAGACAAAUAUAAGAAGGAGGUCGUGCCUCAGGAUGAGGAGAAGCCUUGUCCUCCAAGAUUUGUUACCGAGCUGCAGGACAUCCAUGAUCUUGUUGAGGGCCAGCCUGCUCACUUUGACUGCCGUGUAGAGCCUGUGGGUGACUCAACCAUGCGAAUUGAGUGGUUCCAUAAUGGCAUGCCAGUCAAUGCUGGAUCACGUGUUCACAUGAUGGAUGACUUUGGCUUUGUUGUCCUUGAUCUUGAGUGGACCUUUGCCCGCGACACUGGAGAGUACAUCUGCCGCGCCACCAAUAAGUGGGGCCAGGCCACCACCAAGGCCAUGCUCAAUGUUCGCUUCAAGCACAACAUUGACACCAACACUCAGCUGCCGCAGGGCAUGACUGCCGAGAAGCUGAAGGAGUUGGAGCGUGGACCUCUGACUGAAAGACAUGAUUUGGAUGAAGAUAUGAAGCCUCCCAAGUUCACUGUACCAAUCAAGAACCAGAGUCUGCAGGAGGGAGAGCGUGCCUUCUUUGAGGCCCGUGUGGAACCCCGCAAUGAUCCCAACCUGCAGGUCGAGUGGUACUACAAUGGCAAGGUUCUUCAGACUGGCCAUCGCUUCAGGACCAGCUUUGAGAUGGGUCAUGUCACUCUGGAGCUCCUGUACACCUAUGCUGAGGAUUCUGGAGAGUAUACCUGCCGUGCCUUCAACAAGCUCGGCCAGGACACCACCAAGGCUACUCUCAAAACCAAGGCGAGCCAGUCAGUGGUGGUCAUGUCCCAGGUUCCCAAGGGCAUGAAGGCUGGUGUGGACUUUGCCACCCAGAUGGAGGAGACUCUGAAGAAGUACUGCAAAGACAUCAUGCUCACCCCAGAAGACAUCUAUGAUGAAGAAAAGCGACAGCCUCCUCGCUUUGUGACUCACAUCAAGGACAUCAGUGACCUCAAGGAAAUGGAGGAGUUCAAGUUUGACUGCCAGUUGGCUCCUGUUGGUGAUCCCAACAUGAAGGUUGAAUGGUUCUUCAACGGCCGCCCACUUCCAUUCAAGAACCGCUUCACUCCCAUCUAUGACUUUGGCUAUGUUGCUCUCGUCAUGAACUGGGUGUUUGGCGAGGACUCUGGUGAAUACCUGUGCCGCGCCACCAACCUCUGGGGAAUGGACGAGACCCGAGCCACCCUGAAGGCCACAGGGCGCCCAGGUGUCAUCUAUGAAUCUCAGAUUCCUAAGGGCAUGCAGUCCCUUGAGAAGAUCAGGGAACUUGAAGCCUCUAUGUUGGCACAUCGUGAGACCACCGUGGAGGAGGAGAAGCAGCGAUGCAAGCCUGAGGUGCUGAAGAAACCUGAGAGCCUGAUGGUGCAGGAGGGAGACUGGGCUCGCUUCAGCAUCCGUGUGUCUGGGCAUCCACGUCCAAGAGUCAUGUGGAUUGUCAAUGGCAACACUGCGAUGAGUGGCAACCGAUUCAAGAUCUGGUAUGACGGUAUGUACCACUUGGACAUCCCCAAGACCCGCCAGUAUGACAACGGCAAGGUGGAGGUCAUCUGCCGCAACUCUCUGGGUGAGACGUAUGCCUGCUGUGAGCUGAAGGUGAAUCCACGCCAGGACGACUACCGUGCUGUCCUCAAAAACUCCCCCAGGCCCUGGUAUGACACUGACCUCAAGAGUUAUCAGAAGGAACGCAAGGAGACUGAACUUGAUCGUGUCUUUGAGGAAAAGAUUGACACUGAUUACUCCAUUCUCCAUGAGUCCAAGUUUGGUGAAUACAUGGCUAAACCCAUGGACAAGACUGAAGAAACUGAGUGGCAAAAGCUGGCCAAGAAGAAGAAGGCUGGAGAGAAAAUCAAGGAGCUGGAGGACUCACAGAGGGCCAAGGGCAAGAAAGACAUCAUGUUUGCCUCACCAGCAGAACAUGCUGCCCAACACUCUCUGGCCAAGGGCAUGGCCUCCCGCUAUGAGGAAUCACUUGCGGAAGAUGACUCAGGGAAGCCUAAGUAUGAGAGACCACCAAGACAUGUCCUCAGGGAUGUGGAUGAGAUGCGCCACGAUGAAGAUACUCUCCGCAAGUUUGAGACAGAACCUUCAGAGUCCACCGUCCACGGCAAGGAGAUCCACACAAGUACACAGCGCCAGACCCAGAAGGAGAAACAGGGAGACAUGGAGAUCCACCGUAAAAUUACUGCCACCGACAAGACAGAGGUUGAGCACAAGGCCAAGACCACUGAGCGUUUGGUUCAGGGCCAGCCUCAGAAGCCUGCCAAGCCUCCAUUCUUUACCAAGAAGAUCCAGCCAUGCAGAGCCUACGAGAGAGAGCCUGCUCGCUUCAUGGUGGAGUUUGACGGUGAUCCAAUGCCCACCAUUCAAUGGUACCGUGAAGAUUUCCUCAUCACCAGCUCUCCUGACUUCCUCAUUCACACGUUUGGUGACAAGAGCAUCCUGACCAUCCGUGAGAUCUUCCUUGAGGACUCUGGAGUCUUCGCUGUGGUGGCCGAAAACCGUGGUGGUCGUGCCAAAUGUUCUGCCAACUUGGUGGUGGCUGAACGCAAGCAGAGCCGAGCAGGACCUGUACCUCCCAGCUUUGACCAAACUAUUCAGGAUACACAGAGCAAUCCAGGCAAUCUGGUGAGGUUAGAUGCUAAGAUCCUUGGCACCGGUCCCAUUGAUGUCUAUUGGCUCAAGAAUGGACGCAAGCUGACACAAGACAAUCACUUCAAGAUGCUGAUGGAGGGUGACUCAUUCAGUCUUAUGAUCCUGGAGGCAGUACCUGAGGACACUGCUUCCUAUGAGUGUGUGGCCAUCAACAAGGCUGGUGAAGCCCGCUGCCAGGCCACUGUGGAGAUUAGCGGCCCACCUUCACCCAAGACCAAGGAGGCCCCAGCCAAGACUGCUGGACCCCCUCAGGCCCCAAAGAUUGUCCAGAAGGCUAAGGCACAUAUUGUACAAGAAGGACAGCCUGUCUUCUUUGAUUGUGUCAUCACAGCCAAUCCAAAACCCACAAUCCAAUGGAUGAAGGGUAAUGAGCCCAUCAAGCCCAGCAAAUACUUCACCAUGACUGCUGAUGGUGAUCGUUAUGGUCUCCGUAUCUCAGAAGUCUUCCCUGAGGACGAAGGGAGCUACUCCUGUGUGGCUACCAAUCCAGGUGGCAAGGCUACCGUACAGACAAAGCUGCAGGUGAAACAGCCCCAGCAGUCUGAGGUGGCCCCCACUGUGGCAUCCAUGGAACCUGUGACAGUGAAGGAGGGCAAGGGAGUCCGCUUCAACACGGUGGUGAUGGGCACCCCUAAGCCCACUGUCCAGUGGUACCGUGAAGGGUCCCUCAUCCCCAACUCCAAGGACUUUGUGAUGUUCAUGGAAGGUAACUCAGCCGUCUUGGACGUCAAGCAGACCUAUCCCGAGGACUCCGGCACCUUCACCUGCCGGGCCACUAACUCCGCUGGACAGGCCGAGACCUCCGUCUUGCUCACGGUCAAAAGUUCUUAUACAGAAGAGGAGGAUCAUGCUCACCUUAUGCACCGUGUUGAAGAGAGGGAGUCUCGUAGACGCCGCUGGGAGUCUCCGAGUCCCGCCAGGUGGUGUUCGCUCAGCCCCGCUAGGCCGGGUCGGGACAAAAGUAUUCCAGGAAGAGGCUUCACACCUAGAAGAGAGGAGGACUUGGAAAGAAAGAAGAGGGAAAGAGUGCCAUGGCUCGCAGAGAAGAAAACAGAGGAUAUAAGUUCAGCAGCAUCGAGAUUGAAAAGAACCCCAGCACCAUUUGCACCAAAAGAAAUUGAAAAAUAUUCACUUCCUAAAGUGGGACUUAAGAAAACUGCACAAGACACGAUAUCAGAGGAACCUGGAAGCCCGCAGCAGUUUGAAGAUCAUGAAGAUGAAUAUGAAUAUUAUGAAGAUUAUGAUUAUGAUACUGAUGAAAUGCCAGAGGGUGAAGGUGAAUAUGGGGACCUCGGGGAGUACGAGCCGCCGAGACAAGAACCUAGUCAGAGGGGAAGGCCUCGCACAGUGAAGGGAAAGUUCCCACGCAGGCCACAGGAUGGAUCAGAGCCCAAGCCAGGAAAGAGGCCUAUCUUACGAAGGAGGAGAGUGAGACCUGAAGACAAGACUCCAGAGGAAGUGCAUUUGAAGCCUGGUAGACGAGUCCCCAAGGCACUCCCUGAAGAAGGUGAAAAGCCUCACCUUAAGCCUUUUCAAAAGAAACAAUUAGAGAAGAAAGAUGAACCAGUAACCAUGCCAUGGAGAACCAAGAGGACACCCUCAAAGGAGGUAGAAGACAGGAAAGCUUUCCCUUCUGAAGAUAUUCCCAAACAAGAACCAGACCUUGGAGAGGAAGAUGGGGAAGACUAUUAUGAAUAUUAUGAAGACUAUGAUUAUGAUUCUGACGAAAUUCCUGAUGGUGAAUAUGGUGAUAUUGGAGAAUAUGAACCACCGAGACAAGAUCUUAGCCAGAGGGGUAGGUCCCGCAUGGUGAAGAGGAGGCUUCCACACAUGCCACAGGAUCAGGAGGAACCCAAACCAGGAAAAAGGCCAAUCUUGCGCAGGAGAAGAGUGAGGCCUGGAGAGAAGCCUGGUGAAGAGGUGCUCUUGAAACCUGACAGAGGAAUUCCUAAAGCUCCUGAGGAAGGAGAGACAACCAGACUCAGAUCUUUUGAAAAAGGAAAGCCAAAGGAGAAAGAAGAGCCGAGAACUGUGCCAUGGAGGACCAAGAGGCUGCCUUCAAAGGAUAGAAAGGAACCUCUGCAACCACAUACAGAUCUCCCAGAGACUACUAAAGAAGAACCAGGGAGACGUGCACUCACAGACAAAGAUGUCAGUGACAUAAGACAGAUACCCCAAGAUUAUAUUGAAAUAGAUGACCAAGCACAUUCAAAACAUGUAGAAACUGUUGAAGAAGAUGACAUAAGACAAGUAGAAGAUUCACAAAAGCCAAAACCAAGAAAACUGAGAGUUCCUUUACCUGAGAAAGAGGAAUUCACAAUACCUAAGGUGCCUCUCAGAAAAACAGUACCUAGACAGUUUGUUCCUGAAGAAGAAACACUGGAAUCAGUCGAUCUUCAACAUGUAGAAAAGCCCAAGAAGCCAACACCUAAACGUGAAAGACGAGAGUGGAGUCCAUUGCCAGAAACUGAUAAGUACACUCCAGAGGAAGUUCCUGAAAAGGAACCUGUGGAACUUGAAGAGCCUGAUUCAUACAAAAUGAUAAGAGAACCAAAAGAUGAAGAGCCUGAGGAAAGUGUAUACCAGAGGGAACCCAAAGAACAACCUCUGCCAGAAGAUGAAAAGAAACGAAAGAUUAGAAGAGGGCGAUGGCCGCCUGGAAAAGAAGAAGAAGAAAAGGAAGAGGUAACAUUUAAGCCAAGGAGACGCUUACCUAAGGAACCAGAAGAGGAGGGUGAAAAGCCACAGUUGAAACCUACUCCUAAGAAAAAGACCGAGCUGAAAGAAAAGGAAAUGAUUACAAGCAAGCCUGGUAAAAGAACACCUCAAAGUCUUCCUGAGAGAGAACAAAUAGAACUAGAACCAUUUGAAGGAAUAGAACCAGAGAUCCCAGAAAAGGAGAAAGUUGAUUUGGAGAGGCCGAGGAAGCCAAAGAGAAAAGAAAAGGAUAGACCAUUGGAGGAAAUCGAUACUUCUCUUCCCGAGGAAGAUGUAGAACCUGUAGACGAUGAAGAAACAAAGCCAAGGAAAGAUAGAAAGAAGCCUAUGAAGAAGGAAGAUGAACCUGAAACUCCAUCAUGGCGAGGUAGAAGACUCCCACCUAAGGACGAAGAAAGAGAAACAGUGGAGUUGAAGCCUUUUGAAAGAGAGAAACCAGACGAACCAAAGAAGAGACCCAAGACCAAACCUAGGUGGCCCUAUGAGCCUGAAAUUCCUGAACCUGGCAAGACUCGUCGAGAGCUUCCAUGGAAGCCUGAGAGAGUAAAGGUACCUGAUGGCAUUCCAGAUGAUACAAAACGCAUAGAGGAUGAAGAGCCACUUGAUGAGAAGGAACCAUUGAAACCCAAGAAAGAAAGAAGGAAACCUGAUGAGGAAGAAGAAGAUGAAACUCCAUCAUGGAGAGGACGAAGGAUUCCAAAAGAUGAUGAAAAGGAUGACAUACAGUUAAGGCCAUUUAGAAAAGAUGCACCCAAACAACCCAAGUCAACACCUAAAGACAAACUGGGUAAACCAUAUGACACAAAAAUUCCUGAGACGGAGGAAAUUCCCCAAGAACCCUAUAAAAAACCAAGAAAAUACAAACCCCCUCAAGAAGAUGGUGAACCAGUUGAGCCUCAAGAUGAUGAAGAAUAUUUACCAGAUGGCAGACCACGACCAAAGGGAGAUAGGGAUGAUGAACCAACAUUCCCACCAUGGAGAGGGAAGAGAGUCACCCGCAGAGAGAAACGAACAGAGGAAGUACAGUUGAAGCAUGUGUCUCGUCAACCUGGUAAAGUAGACUUUGAUGGUAUGGCACCUGAAGAAAUACCAGAGGAGCCAAGCAUUACUGAGAUAAAUGAGGAAUUUUAUGAGGUUGAUGACACAACAGAGGGUCAGUAUGAAAUAAUUAAAGAGGAAGUCACUAGAUUUGGCACUAGAAUAAUAAAACGUCGUCCAAAGUCAAAGCCUAAACCAAAAAUAACUGAAAGGAAGACUACUGAAGAGCAAAUUAUUGAAUCUAAAUUUAUUUCUGAAAAGAAGGCUCCUGAAGAGACUGAAGACGUGGAAGAUAAGAUAGAGACAGAGUAUGAAAUAAUAGAAGAGAUUGUCACCACAGAUGGUAGAUUGAUAAGACGUCGUCCAAAACCAGAACCAAAACCAAAAUCAACGACUGAAGAGGAGACUAUAGAGGAACAGCCUUCAAUGCCAAGAGUAACUCCCAAAAGGAGAGUUCCUGGGAAAUUUGUUACUCAGGAAGACACCAUCGAAACUGUGGAGCUGAAGCAUGUGAAGAAGCCCAAGAAGCCGAAAACUGUGCGGGAGAAGCGUCAGUGGGAUACCUUUGGUGAAACAGAAGAAACAGUUAUUGAGGAGUUAACUGAAAGGGAACAUGUAGAUCUUGAAAGGCCUGAGACAUUUGAGACAGUGGAAAGAUUUGAGACUGAAGAUGAUCAAACCAUUGAAAAGUAUCAGCACACCAUUGAAGAGGAAACCGUUAUUGAAGAAGCAAAGAAACCAAAGAUAAAGAGGGGGCAAUGGCCUCCUACAGAAGUAGAGGAAACAGAAGAGGUUAGGCUAAAACCAGGAAGGCGCUUGCCAAGGCGACCAGAGGAGGAAAAGGAAGAGCCACAGCUAAAGCCUAUUCCCAAGAAGAAAGUCAUGCCUGAGGAAAAAGAAAUGACACCUGGUAAGCCAGGCAAAACAAGACCUCAAGAUCUUCCGGAGAGUGAGUGGGUACAACUGGAACCACAGGAAGGCAUGGAGCCACAGAUUUCAGAGAAAGAGGAAGUCACUUUGAAAAAGCCUAGGAAACCAAAGGCUGAUAGAAAAGACAAACCUCUUAAAGAUACACGAGUUCCUGUUUCAGAAGACUCACAGUUCGAAGUGGAAGAUGAAACAAAACCCAAGAAAGAAAGAAAGAAACCAGAAAUGGAGGAAGAAGAGACUGAAGUUCCAUCAUGGAGAGGCAGAAGACUUAAACCCAAGGAUGAAGAGAAGGAAACGGUAGAGCUGAAACCUUUCGAAAAGAAACCAGAAGAACCCAAAAAGAAACCCAAAACUAAACCUCGCUGGCCUUAUGAACCAGAAACUCAGGAACCUGAGAAGACUCCACAAGAUGUUCCAAAGAAGCCAGAAAAAGGAGUGCCAGAUGGUAUGCCAGAGGAACCAACUGAUAUUGAUGGCUAUGAAGAAGUCCUUGAGAUGGAUGAUAUUACAGAAGCACAGUAUGAAGUAGUUAAAGAAGAAGUCACUGCAUUUGGCACUAGAGUAAUUAAACGUCGUCCAAAGCCAAAACAAAAAACUAAAAUAAUUCAGGAAGAGAUAACUGAAGAACAGGUUACCGUAUCUGAAAUAACUCCUAAGAAGAAGGCUCCUGAAGAGACUGAAGACGUAGAAGAUAAGACAGAGACAGAGUAUGAAAUAAUAGAAGAGAUUGUCACCACAGAUGGUAGAUUGAUAAGACGUCGUCCAAAACCAAAACCGAAACCAAAAUCAACGACUGAAGAGGAGACUAUAGAGGAACAGCCUUCAAUGCCAAGAGUAACUCCCAAAAGGAGAGUUCCUGGGAAAUUUGUUACUCAGGAAGACACCAUCGAAACUGUGGAGCUGAAGCAUGUGAAGAAGCCCAAGAAGCCAAAAACUGUGCGGGAGAAGCGUCAAUGGGAUACCUUUGGUGAAACAGAAGAAACAGUUAUUGAGGAGUUAACUGAAAGGGAACAUGUAGAUCUUGAAAGGCCUGAGACAUUUGAGACAGUGGAAAGAUUUGAGACUGAAGAUGAUCAAACCAUUGAAAAGUAUCAGCACACCAUUGAAGAGGAAACCGUUAUUGAGGAAGCAAAGAAACCUAAGAUAAAGAGGGGGCGAUGGCCUCCUACAGAAGUAGAGGAAACAGAAGAGGUUAGGCUAAAACCAGGAAGGCGCUUACCAAGGCGACCGGAGGAGAAAAAGGAAGAGCCACAGCUAAAGCCUAUUCCCAAGAAGAAAGCCAUGCCUGAGGAAGAAGAAAUGACACCUGGUAAAUCAGGCAAAGCAAAACCUCAAGAUCUUCCGGAGAGUGAAUGGGUACAACUGGAACCAAAAACUCGGGAAUCCGAGAAGACUCCACAAGAUCUUCCAAAGAAGCCAGAUAAAGGAGUGCCAGAUGGUAUGCCAGAGGAACCAACUGAUAUUGAUGGCUAUGAAGAGGUCCUUGAGAUGGAUGAUAUUACAGAAGCACAGUAUGAAGUAGUUAAAGAAGAAGUCACUGCAUUUGGCACUAGAGUAAUUAAACGUCGUCCAAAGCCAAAACAAAAAACUAAAAUUACUCAAGAAGAGGUAACGGAAGAACAAGUUACCGUAUCUGAAAUAACUCCUAAGAAGAAGGCUCCUGAAGAGACUGAAGACGUGGAAGAUAAGACAGAGACAGAGUAUGAAAUAAUAGAAGAGAUUGUCACCACAGAUGGUAGAUUGAUAAGACGUCGUCCAAAACCAAAAACAAAAACAACUGAAGAAGAGAGUAUAGAGGAACAGAGGAUCGUUAUUGAGGAAGGAAAGAAACCUAAGAUCAAGAGAGGACGAUGGCUUCCUACAGAGGAAGAGGAAACGGAAGAGGUAAGACUGAAGCCAGGAAGGCGUUUGCAAAAGCGACCAGAGGAGGAAAAGGAAGAGCCAAAAUUGAAGCCUAUUUCUAAGAAAAAACCCAUGCCUGAAGAGAAAGAAACUGAAGAGACACAAUUGGAAACACAUGAGGAGGUAAGCAAGAAACCAAAGAAGAAAAAGAAGGUUACUGGAGAAAUCAAAACUGAAGAAUAUGAAGAACAAAUUUCAAUGAUUGAAGACACAGUUGAACAAAAAGAAAAAACAGAGGAACAAGAGAAAUCUGUUGGUCUUCCAAAGAAGCCAAAGAAGAAGAAACCACAGAUGUUCCAGGAACCAGAGGAGGAAAAUGUUGAAAUCUUUGGUAUCAAGCUCAGAAAGUCUUCUCAAAAUGUCUUCAAACCAGAGGAAGUGGCUCUUGAGAAAGUGGAACUGGACCAUGUCGAAACACCAGAAGAACCUGAAGCUGCACCAAUAGAAAAAAGAGUUUGGUCUCCACCACCUGAAUAUGAGACCUAUGUUCCGGAGGAAAUUCCUGACAAGGAACCUGUGGAGCUAGAGAAGUAUGAGCCAUUCAUUCCUGAACCUACAACUAAAGAGCAAGAAGAGCCUGAAAAGAAACCGUAUGAAAGGAAGCCAAAAGAAGAAACGGAAACUGAAGAGGUCAGGAAGAUGAAGCUUGGGAAAAGGAAAGAAAAACCAAAAGAGCCAGAAGAAGAAGACAAACAGUGGCGUGGAAGGCGUCGGCCAAAGUCUCCUGAAAAGGAACCAGAGGAACCUCACCUCAAACCAAUUCCCAAGAAGAAACCAGAGGAAGAAGACAAAGAAAAAGUGGCUCGUAAACCUAAGAAGAAGCCAACGAAAGACCUUCCUGACCGUGAACCUGUCGAGCUUCAGCCAUUUGAGCGUGGAGAGCCUGAGAUUAUUGAGAAAGAGAAAGUUGAUCUUGAGAAGCCUCUCAAACCUCAACCUGAACCUAAAGAGAAGCCAGAAGAAGAGUCCAAAGUUCCAAAGCCAGACGACAAGGAGCCUUCCUAUGAGGAAGAAACGAAGCCCAAGAAGGAUAGAAAGAAGCCUGAGAAGAAGGAAGAAGAACCUGAAGUACCCUCUUGGAGAGGCAAGAGACUUCCGCCAAAGGAAGAGGAAAAGGAAGAGGUCAUACUCAAGCCUUUCGACAAAGAAAAGCCAGAAGAACCGAAAAAGAAACCUAAAACCAAGCCUCGCAAACCAUAUGAACCAGAAAUUCCAGAACCUGAAAAGACUCCUUUGGAGCCUUACAGCAAGCCUGAUCGAGAGAAGGUUCCUGAUGAGGUACCUAAAGAAGACAAACCAAAGGAUGAGGAAAAGGUUCAGGAAGACGAAGAAACAAAACCACGGAAGCCAAGGAAGAAGCCUGAUAAAGAAGAAGAGGAAGAGACUCCAUCAUGGAGGGGACGCAGGAUUCCUAAAGAUGAUGAGAAGGAAGAAAUUCAGCUCAAGCCAUUCAAGAAAGAUAAGCCAAAGGAGCCUGAACCAACUUCCAAAGAUAAGAUUAGUAAGCCAUAUGAUGCAGAUAUUCCUGAACAUGAGAGAAUUCCUCUUGAGCCACACAAGAAGCCCAAGAAGAAGAAGAAGGCACCUGGAGAAACUAGACCUGAAGAAGAAGAGGUAUCAACAGACGAGGUGAUUGAAGAGCCAAAGGAACAACCAGAAAAGCCUGAGAAGCCAGCAGAAAGGCCUGUUGACUUGCCAAAGAAGCCAAAGAAGAAGAGACCACAGUUGUUCCAGGCACCGGAGGAAGAAAAUGUUGAAAUCUUUGGUGUCAAGCUCAGAAAGUCUUCUCAAAAUGUCUUCAAACCAGAAGAAGUGACUCUUGAGAAAGUGGAACUGGACCAUGUCGAAACACCUGAAGAACCUGAAGCUGCACCAGUAGAAAAAAGAGUUUGGUCUCCACCACCUGAAUAUGAGACGUAUGUUCCGGAAGAAAUUCCCGAUAAGGAACCUGUGGAGCUAGAGAAGUAUGAGCCAUUCAUUCCUGAACCUACAACUAAAGAGCAAGAAGAGCCUGAAAAGAAACCGUAUGAAAGGAAGCCAAAAGAAGAAACGGAAACUGAAGAGGUCAGGAAGAUGAAGCUUGGGAAAAGGAAAGAAAAACCAAAAGAGCCGGAAGAAGAAGACAAACAGUGGCGCGGAAGGCGUCGGCCAAAGUCUCCCGAAAAGGAACCAGAGGAACCUCACCUCAAACCAAUUCCCAAGAAGAAACCAGAGGAAGAAGAAAAAGAAAAAGUGGCUCGUAAACCUAAGAAGAAGCCAACGAAAGACCUUCCCGACCGUGAACCUGUCGAGCUUCAGCCAUUUGAGCGUGGAGAGCCUGAGAUUAUUGAGAAAGAGAAGGUUGAUCUUGAGAAGCCUCUCAAACCUCAACCUGAACCUAAAGAGAAGCCAGAAGAAGAGCCCAAAGUUCCAAAGCCAGAUGACAAGGAGCCUUUCUAUGAGGAAGAAACGAAGCCCAAGAAGGAUAGAAAGAAGCCUGAGAAGAAGGAAGAAGAACCUGAAGUACCCUCUUGGAGAGGCAAGAGACUUCCGCCAAAGGAAGAGGAAAAGGAAGAGGUCAUACUCAAGCCUUUCGACAAAGAAAAGCCAGAAGAACCGAAAAAGAAACCUAAAACCAAGCCUCGCAAACCAUACGAGCCAGAAAUUCCUGAACCUGAAAAGACUCCACUGGAGCCUUACAGCAAGCCUGAUCGAGAGAAGGUUCCUGAUGAGGUACCUAAAGAAGACAAACCAAAGGAUGAGGAAAAGGUUCCAGAAGACGAAGAAACAAAACCACGGAAGCCAAGGAAGAAGCCUGAUAAAGAAGAAGAGGAAGAGACCCCAUCAUGGAGGGGACGCAGGAUUCCUAAAGAUGAUGAGAAAGAAGAAAUUCAGCUCAAGCCAUUCAUGAAAGAUAAGCCAAAGGAGCCCGAACCAACUCCCAAAGAUAAGCUUGGUAAGCCAUAUGAUGCAGAUAUUCCUGAACAUGAGAGAAUUCCUCUUGAGCCACACAAGACGCCUAAGAAGAAGAAGAAGAAGGCACCUGGAGAAACUAGACCUGAAGAAGAAGAGGUAUCAACAGACGAGGUGAUUGAAGAGCCAAAGGAACAACCAGAAAAGCCUGAGAAACCUGCAGAAAGGCCUGUUGACUUGCCAAAGAAGCCAAAGAAGAAGAGACCACAGUUGUUCCAGGCACCAGAGGAAGAAAAUGUUGAAAUUUUUGGUGUCAAGCUCAGAAAGUCUUCUCAAAAUGUCUUUAAACCAGAGGAAGUGGCUCUUGAGAAAGUGGAACUGGACCAUGUCGAAACACCAGAAGAACCUGAAGCUGCACCAGUAGAAAAGAGAGUUUGGUCUCCACCACCUGAAUAUGAGACCUAUGUUCCAGAGGAAAUUCCCGACAAGGAACCUGUGGAGCUAGAGAAGUAUGAGCCAUUCAUUCCUGAACCUACAACUAAAGAGCAAGAAGAGCCUGAAAAGAAACCGUUUGAAAGGAAGCCAAAAGAAGAAACGGAAACUGAAGAGGUCAGGAAGAUGAAGCUUGGGAAAAGGAAAGAAAAACCAAAAGAGCCAGAAGAAGAAGACAAACAGUGGCGUGGAAGGCGUCGGCCAAAGUCUCCAGAAAAGGAACCAGAGGAACCUCACCUCAAACCAAUUCCCAAGAAGAAACCAGAGGAAGAAGACAAAGAAAAGUGCUCGAAACCUAAGAAGAAGCCAACGAAAGACCUUCCUGACCGUGAACCUGUCGAGCUUCAGCCAUUUGAGCGUGGAGAGCCUGAGAUUAUUGAGAAAGAGAAAGUUGAUCUUGAGAAGCCUCUCAAACCUCAACCUGAACCUAAAGAGAAGCCAGAAGAAGAGUCCAAAGUUCCAAAGCCAGACGACAAGGAGCCUUCCUAUGAGGAAGAAACGAAGCCCAAGAAGGAUAGAAAGAAGCCUGAGAAGAAGGAAGAAGAACCUGAAGUACCCUCUUGGAGAGGCAAGAGACUUCCGCCAAAGGAAGAGGAAAAGGAAGAGGUCAUACUCAAGCCUUUCGACAAAGAAAAGCCAGAAGAACCAAAAAAGAAACCUAAAACCAAGCCUCGCAAACCAUACGAGCCAGAAAUUCCUGAACCUGAAAAGACUCCUCUCGAGCCUUACAGCAAGCCUGAUCGAGAGAAGGUUCCUGAUGAGGUACCUAAAGAAGACAAACCAAUGGUUGAGGAAAAAGUUCCAGAAGACGAAGAAACAAAACCACGAAAGCCAAGGAAGAAGCCUGAUAAAGAAGAAGAGGAAGAGACUCCAUCAUGGAGGGGACGCAGGAUUCCUAAAGAUGAUGAGAAAGAAGAAAUUCAGCUCAAGCCAUUCAAGAAAGAUAAGCCAAAGGAGCCUGAACCAACUCCCAAAGAUAAGCUUGGUAAGCCAUAUGAUGCAGAUAUUCCUGAACAUGAGAGAAUUCCUCUUGAGCCACACAAGAAGCCCAAGAAGAAGAAGAAGGCACCUGGAGAAACUAGACCUGAAGAAGAAGAGGUAUCAACAGAUGAGGUGAUUGAAGAGCCAAAGGAACAACCAGAAAAGCCUGAGAAGCCAGCAGAAAGGCCUGUUGACUUGCCAAAGAAGCCAAAGAAGAAGAGACCACAGUUGUUCCAGGCACCGGAGGAAGAAAAUGUUGAAAUCUUUGGUGUCAAGCUCAGAAAGUCUUCUCAAAAUGUCUUUAAACCAGAGGAAGUGGCUCUUGAGAAAGUGGAACUGGACCAUGUCGAAACACCAGAAGAACCUGAAGCUGCACCAGUAGAAAAGAGAGUUUGGUCUCCACCACCUGAAUAUGAGACCUAUGUUCCGGAGGAAAUUCCUGACAAGGAACCUGUGGAGCUAGAGAAGUAUGAGCCAUUCAUUCCUGAACCUACAACUAAAGAGCAAGAAGAGCCUGAAAAGAAACCGUAUGAAAGGAAGCCAAAAGAAGAAACGGAAACUGAAGAGGUCAGGAAGAUGAAGCUUGGGAAAAGGAAAGAAAAACCAAAAGAGCCUGAAGAAGAAGACAAACAGUGGCGUGGAAGGCGUCGGCCAAAGUCUCCAGAAAAGGAACCAGAGGAACCUCACCUCAAACCAAUUCCCAAAAAGAAACCAGAGGAAGAAGACAAAGAAAAAGUGGCUCGUAAACCUAAGAAGAAGCCAACGAAAGACCUUCCGGACCAUGAACCUGUUGAGCUUCAGCCAUUUGAGCGUGGAGAGCCUGAGAUUAUUGAGAAAGAGAAGGUUGAUCUUGAGAAGCCUCUCAAACCUCAACCUGAACCUAAAGAGAAGCCAGAAGAAGAGCCCAAAGCUCCAAAGCCAGACAACAAGGAGCCUUCCUAUGAGGAAGAAACGAAGCCCAAGAAGGAUAGAAAGAAGCCUGAGAAGAAGGAAGAAGAACCUGAAGUACCCUCUUGGAGAGGCAAGAGACUUCCGCCAAAGGAAGAGGAAAAGGAAGAGGUCAUACUCAAGCCCUUCGACAAAGAAAAGCCAGAAGAACCGAAAAAGAAACCUAAAACUAAGCCUCGCAAACCAUAUGAGCCAGAAAUUCCAGAACCUGAAAAGACUCCACUGGAGCCUUACAGCAAGCCUGAUCGAGAGAAGGUUCCUGAUGAGGUACCUAAAGAAGACAAACCAAAGGAUGAGGAAAAGGUUCCAGAAGAUGAAGAAACAAAACCACGGAAGCCAAGGAAGAAGCCUGAUAAAGAAGAAGAAGAAGAGACUCCAUCAUGGAGGGGACGCAGGAUUCCUAAAGAUGAUGAGAAGGAAGAAAUUCAGCUUAAGCCAUUCAAGAAAGAUAAGCCAAAGGAGCCCGAACCAACUCCCAAAGAUAAAAUUGGUAAGCCAUAUGACGCAGAUAUCCCUGAACAUGAGAGAAUUCCUCUUGAGCCACACAAGAAGCCCAAGAAGAAGAAGAAGGCACCUGGAGAAACUAGACCUGAAGAAGAAGAGGUAUCAAAGCCUGAAGAACCAGAAGAACAGGAAGAACAACCAGAAAUGCCUGAGAAACCUGUAGAAAGACCUGUCGACUUGCCAAAGAAGCCAAAGAAGAAGAGACCACAGUUGUUCCAGGCACCGGAAGAAGGCAGUGUUGAAGUGUUUGGUGUUAAGCUCAGAAAAGCUUCUCAAAACGUUUUUGUGCCUGAAGAGGUAACUCUCGAGAAAGUGGAACUGGACCAUGUUGAGACACCAGAAGAACCUGAAGCUGCGCCAGUAGAAAAGAGAGUAUGGACUCCUCCACCUGAAUAUGAGACUUACAUUCCUGAGGAAAUUCCUGACAAGGAACCUGUGGAGCUAGAGAAAUAUGAGCCAUUUAUGCCUGUUCCUACACCUAAAAAGGAAGAAGAGACUGAGAAGAAACCAUAUGAAAAGAAGCCAAAGGAAGAGCCUGAGACGGAAGAAGUAAAGAAGAUGAAGCUUGGGAAAAGGAAAGAAAAACCAAAAGAGCCAGAAGAAGAAGACAAACAGUGGCGUGGAAGGCGUCGGCCAAAGUCUCCUGAAAAGGAACCAGAGGAACCUCACCUCAAACCAAUUCCCAAAAAGAAACCAGAGGAAGAAGACAAAGAAAAAGUGGCUCGUAAACCUAAAAAGAAGCCAACACCAGACCUUCCCGACCGUGAACCUGUCGAGCUUCAGCCAUUUGAGCGUGGAGAACCUGAGAUUAUUGAGAAAGAGAAGGUUGAUCUUGAGAAGCCUCUCAAACCUCAACCUGAACCUAAAGAGAAGCCAGAAGAAGAGCCCAAAGUUCCAAAGCCAGAUGACAAGGAGCCUUCCUAUGAGGAAGAAACGAAGCCCAAGAAGGAUAGAAAGAAGCCUGAGAAGAAGGAAGAAGAACCUGAAGUACCCUCUUGGAGAGGCAAGAGACUUCCGCCAAAGGAAGAGGAAAAGGAAGAGGUCAUACUCAAGCCCUUCGACAAAGAAAAGCCAGAAGAACCAAAAAAGAAACCUAAAACCAAGCCUCGCAAACCAUAUGAACCAGAAAUUCCAGAACCUGAAAAGACUCCACUGGAGCCUUACAGCAAGCCUGAUCGAGAGAAGGUUCCUGAUGAGGUACCUAAAGAAGACAAACCAAAGGAUGAGGAAAAGGUUCCAGAAGACAAAGAAACAAAACCACGGAAGCCAAGGAAGAAGCCUGAUAAAGAAGAAGAAGAGGAGACUCCAUCAUGGAGGGGACGCAGGAUUCCUAAAGAUGAUGAGAAGGAAGAAAUUCAGCUUAAGCCAUUCAAGAAAGAUAAGCCAAAGGAGCCCGAACCAACUCCCAAAGAUAAAAUUGGUAAGCCAUAUGACGCAGAUAUCCCUGAACAUGAGAGAAUUCUUCUUGAGCCACACAAGAAGCCCAAGAAGAAGAAGAAGGCACCUGGAGAAACUAGACCUGAAGAAGAAGAGGUAUCAAAGCCUGAAGAACCAGAAGAACAGAAAGAACAACCAGAAAUGCCUGAGAAACCUGCAGAAAGACCUGUCGACUUGCCAAAGAAGCCAAAGAAGAAGAGACCACAGUUGUUCCAGGCACCAGAAGAAGGCAGUGUUGAAGUGUUUGGUGUUAAGCUCAGAAAAGCUUCUCAAAACAUCUUUGUGCCUGAAGAGGUAACUCUCGAGAAAGUGGAACUGGACCAUGUUGAGACACCAGAAGAACCUGAAGCUGCGCCAGUAGAAAAGAGGGUUUGGACUCCUCCUCCUGAAUAUGAGACUUACGUUCCUGAGGAAAUUCCUGACAAGGAACCUGUGAAACUAGAGAAAUAUGAGCCAUUUAUUCCUGUUCCUACACCUAAAAAGGAAGAAGAGACUGAGAAGAAACCAUAUGAAAGGAAGCCGAAGGAAGAGCCCGAGACGGAAGAAGUAAGAAAAAUGAAACUUGGAAAAGGAAAAGAAAAACCAAAAGAGCCAGAAGAAGAAGACAAAAAGAAACGCCCAAGGCGUCGACCUAAAUCUCCUGAAAAGGAACCAGAGGAACCUCACCUCAAACCAAUUCCCAAGAAGAAACCAGAGGAAGAAGACAAAGAAAAAGUGGCUCGUAAACCUAAGAAGAAGCCAAUGAAAGACCUUCCUGACCGUGAGCCUGUCGAGCUUCAGCCAUUUGAGCGUGGAGAGCCCGAGAUUAUUGAGAAAGAGAAGGUUGAUCUUGAGAAACCUCUCAAACCUCAACCUGAACCUAAAGAAAAGCCAGAAGAGGCGCCAAAAGCUCCAAAGCCAAAAGAUGAAGAAAAGAUUCCACAAGACGAAGAAACAAAACCAAAGAAGCCAAGAAAGAAGCCUGAUAAAGAAGAGGAGGAAGAGAUACCUAAGUGGGGAGGGCGUAGGAUUCCAAAAGAUGAUGAAAAAGAAGAAAUUCAGCUCAAGCCCUUUAAGAAAGAGAAGCCAAAGGAACCUAAACCAACUCCCAAAGAUAAGCUGGGUAAACCAUACGAGCCUGAAAUCCCUGAGCCUGAAAAACCUCCACAAGAACCAUUUGUGAAACCAGAUGAUGAAAAGAAACCAAGGAAGAAGCCUAAGAAGCCUAAAGAAGAUAAACCAGAGAAACCUCUUGAGCCAAAGCCUAUGGAUCUUGAAGAGGAGGAGUUCUCUGAAAUUGAAGUGGAGAUCUUGGAGAUGGAGACCCCGAAGGAGCCCACUAUCAUAAAAUCACUUAAACGUGCUCACCAGAAGCCAAAAGAUGUUGAAGUUAUUCCCCCAUCUUUUUCACAGUCUUUGGAGCCCGUGGUGGUUAAGCCAUCUCAUAAGUCUGUGUUCAAGUGUGAAGUGAAGGGUUACCCACCACCUGAAGUGAAGUGGUAUUUCAAUAGCUUCGAGAUUCUUCCAAGUCACAACAGAAUUAUCCGCUACGAGAACCGAGUGUCAACUCUAACCAUUGUGCGUACCACGGAAGACGAUGAGGGCAUGUACUCCUGCGAGGCCGUCAACGUGGCCGGCAAAGCCACAACCAUCGCCAACUUGGUGCUGGAAGCACGCAAAGACAAGCCUCAAGGGCAGCCGCCGAAGUUCAUUGAGCCGCUGAAGCCCCAGAGGGUGGAACAUGGCUCAAAGACUGUCCUGGAAGCCACUGUCAAAGGCAAUCCCACUCCAAGGGUGUUGUGGUAUCACCUUGAGCAAGAAAUUUUGCCUUCUCAGGAAUUUGUCCAAGAGUAUGAUGCCACCACAGGGCGAGCUGCUCUCACUAUCAGUGAAGUGUUCAUAGAUGACACAGGACUGUACCGCUGCCUUGCUGUGAACCAGCACGGCCAAGAUGAAACUGCCACUUACCUUACAGUGGAGGACUUGGAGAUCUUGGAGAAGCAGGAGCUGAGACAAGCUCCUCGAAUUACCUUCCCACUCCAGCCCCAGAUAAUAAAGAGAGCUUCUCCCCUAGUCCUCCAGGCUCGCUAUGAAGCCUUUCCACCACCUACUGUUAAGUGGUAUCAUCAGGGCAAGGAACUAAAGCCCUCCCUUGAUUAUAAGAUUGAGCACUUUGAUGACGAAACGACCCUCUGUAUGGAGGAAGUUUUCGAGGACGAUACUGGAGAGUACGAAGUAAAAGUUUUCAAUGAGGCUGGAGAAGCCAGAUCACUAGCUACAGUUAUUGUAUCACAACCUGAAGAAGUGAUAGAAAUGAAACCACCACUGUUCAUCAAACCAUUACAACCUCAGAUAAUUCCUGAAGGAGAAGUUGCCUUCUUAGAAGCUGAGGUAACUUCAAAGCCAGAGGCUGAAUUCACAUGGUACAGACAUGGCCAGAAAAUAACUGCUGAUGAAGAGAUUGAAGUACAGAUCACAAGCAGAGACAAUAAGACUUCUCUUGUUCUUGGGGAACUCUUUGAGGAUGACUCAGGUGACUACACUGUCACUGCCCAGAAUCCCAUUGGCCGAGCCUCCUCCACAGCCACACUAUUGGUGGAGGGGGAGGGAGCAGAGGAGGCUGAGCCACCUGCCUUCAAUCCUCCUUUGACCCCAAUCCGAGUGAUGGAUGGAGAUGAGAUUCGUUUUAAGUGCCGAGUCACAGGACGCCCAAAGCCUCGCCUGCUGUGGCUCCAAAAUGGCCGCCCAAUUGGCCAUCACCGGGAGGUGCAUUUAACCCAAACCCCUGAUGGACAUGCUGGGUUGGAGAUCAGUGAAGUAUUCCCGGAGGAUGCAGGAGACUACACCUGCAUAGCACGUAACAAAGCUGGGGAAGCCCGAACCACAGCUAACCUGGCUGUGGAGUCUUAUGAGUACCAGCCUGACUCUGAGGUAGCAACUGUAACCUCAGUCUCAGACAAGGCCAUUCUGUCACCUUCUGAAGAAGAAGAGACAGAGGAGAUUGAAAAGGGCUCGGAGUCAGACACCUCAGAGGCAGGUUCCUCUCCCUUCUUUGUCACAAGACUUGCAAAGGUGGUGGAGGUGAAAGAAGGCAGCCCUGUAAGGCUGAUCACAAAGCCCACUGGGUACCCCAAACCAACUGUCAAAUGGCAUGUUGACAACAUGCCAAUUGAGACGACAGAGAAUGUUGCCUUAGAGACAUACGAGGAUGGCACCACAGUUCUCAACAUCCCAUAUGCAACCCUGGACGACUGUGGGGAGUAUACCUGUGAGGCUGUCAACAGGAAUGGCAUUGACACUACUGUAACCACUGUUGUCGUCCUCCAGGAACACACGGAGGAGACAUCCAAGCUGUACCGCAAGCCUGAAUGGGUGACUCGUAUGGAGGACCUCAAAGAGGCCAUGACAGCCAAACACACCAAACCUGAAUUCACACAAGAAAUUGAAGACUCACAUAUUAAGGAAAUGGAAACUGUCACGUUCACUACCACUUUCACGGGUAACCCCAAGCCAGACAUCAGCUGGUACCACAACAACAAGCUCAUUCGCCAGCAUGCUUCUUACCAGAUGAGAGUCCGCAAUGACAAGGCAAUGCUGACAGUGGUUCAGGCUCGCCCUGAGAUGAAGGGAGAAUACACCUGCCGUGCAGUCAACUCUGAGGGAGAGAUUUUCUCCAAGGCCACACUGGAGGUGACAGAACUGACCUUUGAAGAGAAGUUGAAGAUUGAUGAUGAAAGGUAUGCAGCUGUACACAUCCAACAUGCUGCUGAACAAAUGAAAGAGAAGGAGAGAGAGCGUGCUAUAAAAAUAAGGAAAGAACACCAUGAAGCCUUGGAAAGAUUGAAAGUGGAGAAGCAGGAGCGUUCAGUCCAGCUUCAGAAAGAGCUUAAAGAAGCCAAAAAGAAGGCUUGUAAGAAGCCCUUGGUUGAAGAAAAGAAAACUAGGGUCUUUUCAUCUGCCACGGAACGUUGUGUGGCAGAGGUUUAUACCAAUUGGAAGGCUCCUGUGACUCUUGAGGAACGCUAUCCUACAAUACAACCCAAUGAAUUUGCUCCAAACCAGAUUCCUGGUGUGAAAUGUUUUGUGAAAGUUUCAGAGACAUCCAUCAAGGGUGAGGAGGUUGUCAAGGAUAUUGCUCCUCAGUUCUUUGAGGAAAAGGAAGUUAUGCAGGAACUAUCACAGAUUCAUACAAUGCUUAAGAGCAAUGUGAAAGUCAAUGAAAUUUGGGCAAAGUUCAGGGCUGGGGAGUUUAAGACUCUUCUCCAACCCAAGAUUCAACCAGCACUUGUCAAAAUUUGUGAACACAUUGGCCACCAGAGGAAUGUGUCCAUUGUUUUAGCUCAAGAGACUCAGGAGCAGGCGAAGAAGCAUCCUGUUGGCCUCAAAGCUUUCCUGCGCAUGGUGAAGCACGCUAAGAACAUCAAACCAGACACUCUCUUCAAGGAGAUUGUCCCCAGAGAGAUGGGCUUGUUCUCCUCCACUACUCAGGAGCUUACCAAGAUCUCUCAGAUGAUAAAUCAAGGAAUGGAGACUGAAGAGAUCAUUGCUUUCUGUGAGGCUGGAAAACUCCCAGCCUUGAAGAAGCCCGAGAGUCAACAGCCACUAAUCAACAUUGUGGAGAAACAUGGCCACUCAGUCAUGGUUGCACAGGUGUUAGUUGAGGAGGCUUACCGAGAAGCUAAAUAUGAGAAAGUGACGACAGAGGAGGCAUCAGAGGUGAUACAUGAGGAGGAGAAGAAGACUGUUAAGGUAUCCAAGAUCAAAUCAGUCGAGGAGAAACCCACACCUACUCCUGUUGAAGAAAAGCCAACACCUGUUCCUGAACAGCCAGAACCAACACCCAAAACAGAGGAAGACAAAAAGACAACAAAACUUAAACGCAAACCCAAAACAAAGAAAACAGUCACAGAACACACUGAGGAAGUCACUGAGGAGGAGGUUUCUGAAACCCCUAAGGUUGAAGAAACAGUUACAGUCACACAAAUUGAAGAAAUUACAGAAGAAAUACAAGAAACACCUGUUCCAGAGAAACCAAAACCAGAAGAAAAAACAAAACCACUUAAAGAUGAACAAAAACCCACACCUCUUACAGUCAAGGAGAAACCCACACCCACUCCUGUUGAGGAAAAGCCAACACCUGUUCCUGAACAGCCAGAACCAACACCCAAAACAGAGGAAGACAAAAAGACACCAAAACGCAAACCCAAACCAAAGAAACCUGUCACAGAACACACUGAGGAGGAAGCUAUAGAAACUCCAAAUAUUGAUGAAACAAUUACACAGGUUACAGAAAUUGAAGAAAUAAUUAAAACACAACCAACACCUAUUCCUGAGAAACCACAACAACCUGUUCCAACACAACCUGAGCCAACACCUAUAACAGAGGAAGACAAAAAGAAACCUAAACCAAAACCAAAACUCAAACCCAAAACAAAGAAAACUGUCACAGAACAAACAGAAGAAACCACAGAGGAGAAAGUUUCUGAAACCCCUAAGGUUGAAGAAACAGAGGAAACAAUUACACUGGUGGAAGAAAUUGUAGAAGAAAUACAUGAGACACAGGCAACACCUACACCUGUAAAACCAAAACCAGAAGAAAAACCAAAACCAGUCAAAGAUGAACAAAAACCCACACCUCUUACAGUCGAGGAGAAACCCACACCUACUCCUGUUGAAGAAAAGGCAACACCUGUUCCUGAACAGCCAGAACCAACACCAAAAACUGAGGAAGACAAAAAGACACCAAAACUUAAACGCAAACCAAAAGCAAAGAAAACUGUCACAGAACACACUGAGGAAGUCACUGAGGAGGAGGUUUCUGAAACCCCUAAGGUUGAAGAAACAGUUACAGUCACACAAACUGAAGAAAUUACAGAAGAAAUACAAGAAACACCUGUUCCAGAGAAACCAAAACCAGAAGAAAAACCAACACCAAAACCAGUCAAAGAUGAACCCACACCUACUCCUGUUGAGGAAAAGCCAACACCUGUUCCUGAACAGCCAGAACCAACACCCAAAACAGAGGAAGACAAAAAGACACCUAAACUCAAACCCAAACCCAAACCCAAACCCAAAACAAAGAAAACUGUCACAGAACACACAGAGGAAGUCACUGAGGAGGAGGUUUCUGAAACACCCAAGGUUGAAGAAACAGUUACAGUCACACAAACAGAAGAAAUUACAGAAGAAAUACAAGAAACACCUGUUCCAGAGAAACCAAAACCAGAAGAAAAACCAACACCAAAACCAGUCAAAGAUGAACAAAAACCCACACAUCUUACAGUUGAGGAGAAACCCACACCCACUCCUGUUGAGGAAAAGCCAACACCUGUUCCUGAACAGCCAGAACCAACACCCAAAACAGAGGAAGACAAAAAGACACCAAAACUUAAACGCAAACCUAAAACAAAGAAAACUGUCACAGAACACACAGAGGAGGUCACUAAGGAAGAAGUUUCAGAAAUACCUAAGGUUGAAGAAACAGUUACAGUCACACAAAUAGAAGAAAUUACAGACAAAAUACAUGACAUACCUGUUCCAGAGAAACCAAAACCAAGUGAAAAACCAACACCUACUCCAAUAAAACCAAAGCCAGAAGAAAAACCAAAACCACUUAAAGAUGAACAAAAACCCACACCUCUUACAGUUGAGGAGAAACCCACACCUACUCCUGUUGAAGAAAAGCCAACACCUGUUCCUGAACAGCCAGAACCAACACCCAAAACAGAGGAAGACAAAAAGAUACCAAAACUUAAACGCAAACCAAAAACAAAGAAAACUGUCACAGAACACACUGAGGAGGUUAUUGAGGAAGAAAUUUCUGAAACCCCUAAGGUUGAAGAAAUAGUUACAGUCACACAGACAGAAGAAAUUACAGAAUUACAAGAAACAUCUGUUCCAGAGAAACCAAAACCAAAGGAAAAGCUAAAACCAAUCAAAGAUGAACAAAAACCUACAAUUACUCUUGAUGAAAGACCGGAACCAACACCAAAAACAGAUGAAAUAAAAAAGAAAGCAAAACCUAAAACAAAGAAAAUAGUUAUAGAAUCCAAAGAAGAUGUAACAGAAGUUUCUGAAAUCCCAGAGAUUAUUAAGAGAGAUGAAUCAGUUACACAGAUUGAAGAAAUAAAAGAGGAAACACAUGAUACAAAACCAACACCUACUCCUAAGAAACCAGAACCAGAAGAAAAACCAACACCAAAACCAGUCAAAGAUGAACAAAAACCCACACCUCUUACAGUCAAGGAGAAACCCACACCCACUCCUGUUGAGGAAAAGCCAACACCUGUUCCUGAACAGCCAGAACCAACACCCAAAACAGAGGAAGACAAAAAGACACCAAAACGCAAACCCAAACCAAAGAAACCUGUCACAGAACACACUGAGGAGGAAGCUAUAGAAACUCCAAAGAUUGAUGAAACAAUUACACAGGUUACAGAAAUUGAAGAAAUAAUUAAAACACAACCAACACCUAUUCCUGAGAAACCACAACAACCUGUUCCAACACAACCUGAGCCAACACCUAUAACAGAGGAAGACAAAAAGAAACCUAAACCAAAACCAAAACUCAAACCCAAAACAAAGAAAACUGUCACAGAACAAACAGAAGAAACCACAGAAGAGAAAGUUUCUGAAACCCCUAAGGUUGAAGAAACAGAGGAAACAAUUACACUGGUGGAAGAAAUUGUAGAAGAAAUACAUGAGACACAGGCAACACCUACACCUGAGAAACCAAAACCAGAAGAAAAACUAAAACCAAAACCAAAACCAGUCAAAGAUGAACAAAAACCCACACCUCUUACAGUCGAGGAGAAACCCACACCCACUCCUGUUGAAGAAAAGCCAACACCUGUUCCUGAACAGCCAGAACCAACACCAAAAACUGAGGAAGACAAAAAGACACCAAAACUUAAACGCAAAACAAAAGCAAAGAAAACUGUCACAGAACACACUAAGGAAGUCACUGAGGAGGAGGUUUCUGAAACACCCAAGGUUGAAGAAACAGUUACAGUCACACAAACAGAAGAAAUUACAGAAGAAAUACAAGAAACACCUGUUCCAGAGAAACCAAAACCAGAAGAAAAACCAACACCAAAACCAGUCAAAGAUGAACAAAAACCCACACCUCUUACAGUUGAGGAGAAACCCACACCCACUCCUGUUGAGGAAAAGCCAACACCUGUUCCUGAACAGCCAGAACCAACAACCAAAACAGAGGAAGACAAAAAGACACCUAAACUUAAACGCAAACCCAAAACAAAGAAGACUGUCACAGAACACACUGAGGAGGUCACAGAGGAGGUGGUUUCAGAAACACCUGAAGUUGACCAAACAGAUAUUACAGUUACACAGGUAGAAGAAAAGACAAUUAAACAUAAACCUAAACCAGAGAAAACUCAAUCGGUACACAUUGAGGAGGUCACUGAAGAGGAAAUUCAGGAAACUCCUAAGACUGACAAAACUGUUAUCACAGAUACACAGACCGAAGAAAUUGAAGAAGAAAUACUUGAAACAGAAACACCUACCCCAGAGAAACCAAAACCAACACCUACUCCUGAACAAAAACCCACACCUGCUCCUACUGCUCCUGAAGAACCAGAGAAAAUAACAAAACCAAAAGAUGAAAAACCAAAACCAAAGCGUAAGCCUGAAAUUAAGGAAAAGAUAGUAGUGACAGAAGAAACAGUUGAAGAGGAAGUGCAGGAGACUCCUAAGAUUGAACAAACAGAGGUCACUGUUACUGAGACUGUUGAAGAAGUCAUAGAAGAAGUAAAACCUGAAGAAAAGCCAAAGCCAAAGAAACCUAAAACAAAGAAGGUAACAGAAGAGGUCAUUACUGAGGAGACACAGAUCACACAGCCACUUGAAGAACAGGAUAUCUCUGAGACAACUAUUAUUGAAGAGGUUAAGGAGGAACCAAAGAAGAAGGUGAAGGUGAAGAAGACCACUACUAAAACCAAACCAAUCCCUCUUGAUGAACCAACAGAAGAAAUACAACCCAUUCAAGAACAGGAUAUCUCUGAGACAACCAUAAUUGAAGAGGUUAAGGAGGAGCCAAAGAAGAAGGUGAAGGUAAAGAAGACCACUACUAAAACCAAACCAAUUACUCUGGAGGAACCAACAGAGGAAAUACAACCCAUUCAAGAACAGGAUAUAUCUGAGACAACCAUAAUUGAAGAGGUUAAGGAGGAGCCAAAGAAGAAGGUGAAGGUAAAGAAGACCACUACUAAAACCAAACCAAUUACUCUUGAUGAACCAACAGAAGAAAUACAACCCAUUCAAGAACAGGAUAUCUCUGAGACAACCAUAAUUGAAGAGGUUAAGGAGGAACCAAAGAAGAAGGUGAAGGUGAAGAAGACCACUACUAAAACCAAACCAAUUACUCUAGAGGAACCAACAGAGGAAAUACAACCCAUUCAAGAACAGGAUAUAUCUGAGACAACUAUUAUUGAAGAGGUUAAGGAGGAACCAAAACAGAAAGUAACUGUAAAGAAGACCACUACAAAAACAAAAACAGUCCCUCUUGAUGAACCAACAGAGGAAAUACAACCCAUUCAAGAACAGGAUAUCUCUGAGACAACCAUAAUUGAAGAGGUUAAGGAAGAGCCAAAGAAGAAGGUAACUGUAAAGAAAACCACUACUAAAACCAAACCAAUUACUCUUGAGGAACCAACAGAGGAAAUACAACCCAUUCAAGAACAGGAUAUAUCUGAGACAACCAUAAUUGAAGAGGUUAAGGAAGAGCCAAAGAAAAAGGUAACUGUAAAGAAAACCACUACUAAAACCAAACCAAUUACUCUAGAGGAACCAACAGAGGAAAUACAACCCAUUCAAGAACAGGAUAUAUCUGAGACAACAAUAAUUGAAGAGGUUAAGGAGGAGCCAAAGAUGAAGGUGAAGGUGAAGAAGACCACUACUAAAACCAAACCAAUUACUCUAGAGGAACCAACAGAGGAAAUACAAGCCAUUCAAGAACAGGAUAUAUCUGAGACAACCAUAAUUGAAGAGGUUAAGGAAGAGCCAAAGAAAAAGGUAACUGUAAAGAAAACCACUACUAAAACCAAACCAAUUACUCUAGAGGAACCAACAGAGGAAAUACAACCCAUUCAAGAACAGGAUAUAUCUGAGACAACCAUAAUUGAAGAGUUUAAGGAGGAGCCAAAGAAGAAGGUGAAGGUGAAGAAGACCACUACUAAAACCAAACCAAUCUCUCUUGAUGAACCAACAGAAGAAAUAGAGACAUUUGAAGAACAGGAUGUCUCUGAGACAACCAUAAUUGAAGAGGUUAAGGAGGAACCAAAGAAGAAGGUAAAGGUGAAGAAGACCACUACUAAAACCAAACCAAUCCCUCUAGAGGAAUCAACAGAAGAAGCAUCUGUGCUAGAACAACCUGUCUUGUCUCCAAAGAAGAUUGAACCUUCUGUGGAGCAUGAUGAGCUGAAGAGGAUCACAACAAAAACAACACAGAUUUUCCAGAAAGAAAUAAUCUCAGAGCAAAAGCCAGAAGAUAUUCAAGAAGUGACUGAAGUAAAGCAGCUUAUUGAAGGAGAACUGGCUGAGGUUUCUGAAAUAUCAGAAAUUAUGGAGAAGGCAAAGUUAGUUCCUCAGCCAACACUUGUAAAAGAAAUAGUACUACCUGAAGAAAAGCCAGAGGAUCUUGAAGAAGUGAUCUCAAAGAUGCAGACAGAAAUGGCAGAGUUUAUACAGGAACCAAAACAUUUGCAGGAGAGUAAAGUCACUAAACCUCUCGUGGUACAGAAGGAGAAAGUGAUUUCAGAACAGCCUGAAGUCACAGAGGAAGUUACCACUAAGUUCAUAACAGAGAAAGCUGAUGUGUCAGAAGAGCCAGAGGUAAUGAAAACCUCAGUAGCUCACAAACCAACUGUGAUUGAAAAGCAGGAGGUAAAGCGAAAGUCAAUCACAAAACGUACAGAGAAGGUUCAGCCUACAGAGAAGGAGGAGAUAACUGAAAUCACUGAGACUGUGAUAGAAGAGACCCCUGAAAAGAAAGUGGUUAAAACUGUUAAGCAAAAAACAAAACCAACAGAGCAGAAGGAGCAGGAAAUCAUUGAAAAGACUGAGAUUGAUGAGGAGCAGACAGAACAGACACAACAGACCACCGUACAAAAACAAAAACCAGAACAGCCGGAGACACAACAGGAGGAACAACAGACCACCACACCACUUCCUCAACUUCCCCUCACAUUACUCAAGGAAACUUCUGAACAAAUACUUGUCCCAGAAGACCAGACAGACAUCCUACAGAUAGCCCCCCAGCCCAUAUCCACUCAGGCUCAGGCCAGCGAGGAGGAGACCAGAGUCACACACAAGGCUGAGGUCACACAGGUGCACACAGAAUUGUGUGUGCCUGGCUUUAAAUCCUUGAUCCACUUGGCUACUGACAACCAGAUAGACCUGGAAACUGUUGAGCUAAAGCCUGUUGAGAAAGCAUCUUUUGCUAAAGACAUUGCAAAAUUAAGUUUUCACCUCAAGAAAGGAGUGCAAGUUAAUGAACUGAUGACGAUGAUCAAGGAGAAUGAAUUUGUGUCCCUGAAGCAGCCACAGAACCAGGCCAAGCUCUUGGAGGUGGCAGAUCGCCUUGGCCAUGCCACUGUCCACAAGGUGUUGGUCCAGGAGGCUGCAGACCGCUGUGAUGAUAAGAUUGGCCUGAAGUCUGUGAUUCGCACCAUUCAGCGAGGCAAGGAGUCCAUGGAACAGGCAAUUAUGGACACUGCCAGGGAGUUUGGGCCAUCCUCUGAACCCGUCAAAGAGAUGGCUGCUGUUGGCUACCUCUUGCAAGAAGGAGUGAAGUGUGAUGAGGUACUCACCCUUGUGGAGUCUGGUCUCUUACCAAACCUGAAGACACCCCAGGCCCAAGUGCCAUUCACAUCCAUGGUGGUUGACAAGGGACAUAUUGGAUCCAUUUGUGAGGUGUUGGUGGAGGAGUGUGUGAAGGAGGUUCGACGGCCAAAGACAAAGGCUGAGGUUGCUCGUAUGACUGAGGUUAAGGAAAUGCUUAAGAAGGCUAAAGCUGAAACAGUGGAUGUGAAGACAUUCACAUCUGAGAUGGUCCCUGGUGUGAAGGCUUAUGUUCGCAUGGCUCAGGAGGAAAGUGUCAGCAUUGAAGAGGUGGUUCAGAAGUCCAAGCUGGAACCCAAAAUGAAGGAAGAGAUGGCCAAGAUUGGCAUGAUGGUGAAGCACGGUGUGAUGGCUCAGGAUGUGCUCACCCUCAUGGAAACUGGCGAAUUCCCUCAGCUCAUGAGAGAGGAGGCUCAGGCAGAGCUCAUGACAGUGGUUGAAGAUUUUGGUUUCCGAGCAAUCAUUAACCAGGUUGUCCUGGAGCAGGUGCAGCAAGCCAUGCAGAAGACUGGCCAGGCUCUGGGAACUAAAUCUUUCAUGCGCAUGAUGGAGAAAGCCAAAGUAAAUAUUGAGGAAAUCCUUACAGAAAAGUUCCCUAAGGAGCUUGUAACAGAUUUACAGGAGCCAGUAUCCAAGGAAAUGGCCAAAGUUAGUGUGAUGCUUAAGGAAGGUGUCCAAACACAAGAGAUCAUGUCUAUGAUAGAGGCUGGGGAACUGCCCAGCUUGAAGCUUCCUGAUGCCCAGAUGCCUCUUGUCAACAUGGUGGGGCAGGAGGGACACACUGCCUUGGUCUGCCAAGUUCUGAUUGAGGACUGUGUCAGUAACAUCAUUCAAGAGCUCCCCAAGGUAGACAAGGCAACCAUCUCAUCUGUAGAGUCCCUCGAGUCGGCCACCGAGACUCAGGUUGAAGUUAAAGCCAAGAAAACGAGGAAAAUCAGGAAGGCGAUUGAAACUACUGAAGAAACAGAGUCUGAGGAUAUAACCAAAAAGCUCAUGCGAACGCCAUCCAGGGAGAGAAGUGAGACUGUUGAAAUGUCACUGGAAGAAGCAACAGUUUUUGAAAAGCCAAAGCCUAAGAAAGAAAAGGCAAAGCAAACUGUUACUGAGGAUGUCAAAGAUUCACUAACUGUUACAGAAAAUCGUCCCGAGGAACAAACAGGUCCAUGGAUACAAGGAGAAAAGAUCCAUUUGAAAAAGUCUAUCAGUAUUACUCCAGAGUUUGUGGCUUCACAGCCACUUCAGGUAACAGACACUGAAGUGGAGGAUACUUGCAUUUCUUUGACAACUGAGAAAGGAAAAGAAGCAAAGGCAACAAUUAAAGAAGACUUGUUGGACUCAAUUACUGUUACUGAAAAGAUUGCAGAGGAACAAUCAACACCAUGGCACAAAGGUGAGAAAGUGCCUUUCAAGACAGAAAACAUCAAACCUAACCUAGUCUCAUCACAGCCACUCACAGUCACAGACACCAAGGUGGAGGACUCCUACUCUAUUCUGAAACCAGAAAAGGGUGAAGAAGUGAAAGCAAGGGUUACUGAAGAUCUAAGAAUGUCUCUAACUGUGACAGAGAACAUUACCCAUGAAGAGCCAACACCAUGGCAAAAGGGAGAGAAGGUUCCCUUCAAAACUCAGAGCAUUAAGCCUGAUUUUGUCUCAUCACAGCCACUCACAGUUAUAGACACCAAGGUGGAAGAUUCAUUCUCAAUUCUGAAGCCAGAAAAGGGUGAAGAGGUGAAGGCAAGAGUUACUGAGGACCUGAGGACUUCUCUGACAGUAACAGAGAACAUUGCCCAUGAGGAGCCAACACCCUGGAAGAGGGGAGAGAAGGUACCCUUCAAAACACAAAGCAUCAAACCAGAUCUGGUCUCAUCACAGCCACUCACAGUCACAGACACCAAGGUGGAAGACUCUUACAGUAUUCUAAAGACAGAGAAGGGUGAAGAAGUAGUAGCUAAGGUUACUGAAGAUCUAAGAACUUCUCUGACAGUAACAGAGAAUGUGGCCCAUGAGGAGCCAACACCCUGGAAAGAAGGUGAGAAGGUGCCCUUCAAGACACAGAGUAUUCAACCAGAUUUUGUCUCAUCACAGCCACUCACAGUGACAGACACCAAGGUGGAAGACUCAUACAGCAUUCUGAAGCCAGACAAGGGUGAAGAGGUGAAGGCAAAGGUUACUGAGGAUCUGAGAACUUCCCUGACUGUGACAGAAAACAUUACCCAUGAACAACCAACUCCAUGGAAAGAAGGUGAGAAGGUGCCCUUCAAAACUCAGAGUAUCAAGCCUGAUUUUGUGUCUUCACAGCCACUCACAGUGACAGACACCAAGGUGGAAGACUCAUACAGUAUUCUAAAGCCAGACAAGGGUGAAGAAGUGACAGCUAAGGUUACUGAAGAUCUAAGAACUUCCCUGACUGUGACAGAGAACAUUACCCAUGAACAGCCAACUCCAUGGAAAGAAGGUGAGAAGGUGCCCUUCAAAACUCAGAGUAUCAAGCCUGAUUUUGUGUCUUCACAGCCACUCACAGUCACAGACACCAAGGUGGAAGACUCAUACUCUAUUCUGAAAACAGAGAAAGGUGAAGAGGUGCAAGCUAAGGUUACUGAGGAUCUAAGAACUUCUCUGACAGUAACAGAGAACAUUGCCCAUGAGGAGCCAACACCCUGGCGCAAAGGUGAAAAGGUUCCGUUCAAGACACAUAACAUUCAGCCUGAUUUUGUCUCAUCACAACCACUCACAGUGACGGACACCAAGGUGGAGGACUCCUACUCUAUUCUGAAGCCAGACAAGGGUGAAGAGGUAAAGGCACGAGUUACUGAGGAUCUAAGAACUUCUCUGACUGUGACAGAGAACAUUUCCCAUGAAGAGCCAACACCAUGGAAAGAGGGAGAGAAGGUGCCCUUCAAAACUCAGAGCAUCAAGCCUGAUUUUGUGUCAUCACAGCCACUCACAGUUACAGACACUAAGGUGGAAGACUCAUAUAGUAUUUUGAAGACAGAGAAAGGUGAAGAAAUGACAGCUAAGGUUACUGAAGAUCUGAGGUCUUCACUCACCAUAACAGAAAAUAUUGCCCAUGAGGAGCCAACACCCUGGAAAGAAGGUGAAAAGGUGCCCUUCAAGACACAGAGUAUUCAACCAGAUUUUGUCUCAUCACAGCCACUCACAGUGACAGACACCAAGGUGGAAGACUCAUACAGCAUUCUGAAGCCAGACAAGGGUGAAGAGGUGAAGGCAAAGGUUACUGAGGAUCUGAGAACUUCCCUGACUGUGACAGAAAACAUUACCCAUGAACAACCAACUCCAUGGAAAGAAGGUGAGAAGGUGCCCUUCAAAACUCAGAGUAUCAAGCCUGAUUUUGUGUCUUCACAGCCACUCACAGUCACAGACACUAAGGUGGAAGACUCAUACAGUAUACUGAAGCCAGAAAAGGCUGAAGAGGUGAAGGCAAAGGUUACUGAGGAUCUGAGAACUUCUCUGACUGUGACAGAGAACAUUGCACAAGAGGAGCCUACUCCAUGGAAGGAGGGAGAGAAGGUGCCCUUCAAGACACGAACCAUUCAACCUGACUUUGUGUCAUCACAGCCACUCACAGUCACAGACACUAAAGUGGAAGAUUCAUAUGCUAUUCUAAAAACAGAGAAAGGUGAAGAAGUAAAGGCAAAGGUCACUGAAGAUCUUCGAGCUUCUCUCACUGUGACUGAGAAUAUUGCACAAGAAGAGCCAGCUCCUUGGCGUGAAGGUCACAAAGUGCCCUUCAAAACACAGACCAUCAAACCAAAUGUGGUUCCCUCUUUGUCUUUACAGGUCACAGAUACAAACUUAGCAGAUUCUUGUGGAACCUUCCAAGAGGAUGAAACUGAAAAGGUCCAAGCAAAUGUCACAGAAGACUUACAGGAUUCCCUUGUGAUAACUGAGAGGCUUCCAGAAGAGCAGCCAGCACCUCUGAAGCGACCUGCAAGGGCAACUGCAGACUGUGCUGAAGAACAAGUCAUUGUUAUGGAACAUGACUCCUUCUCAGUCUCAGAGGUUUACUUGAAGGAAGGAAGUACUCAGUUUGAGCCUGAAAAGAUACAUACUCAGGAGGCUGUUGGCAGAGUUGAGCCUCUACAAGCCAUAACAACACUUGACCACAGGACCGAAGAAUCUACAGCUGAUUUAUCAGAUUUCUUGAAAACUACACAUAAAGCCAAGCUCUUAGGCCAAGAUGCUCAGCACACAUUGGAGGUUACUGAACAAAUGGCUCAUGAGACCAUUGAAGAGCUUAAGAAAGCAGAUAGAAAGUAUCAGAACCUGAAGUGUGGUGUUGAGGGGCAAAGUGUUGCACUCACAGAAGAGGUGUUGGUCCAUGAUGCAGAGGAUCAGUACCAGUCAAAGGCUCCAAAGUCAGCAGUCACUAAACAGACAACUGUUAGGAAAGAAGCAGAAGCAGUAAUGAUUGCUGAGACAAAGCCAGAGGAAGGCACAAAACCAUGGGAAAAAGUGAGCGAAACCUUUGAAAAAGCCAAGCCACAUGUACAAGAGCACAGGCACAUUCAUGUGUCUGAGACCUUCAAGGCUGAUAAAGAAGAUGUUUUCACUCAGCCAACUGCUUUGCAACAACAAGGAAAGCUAUCACAGGAGCAACCCCUGCAGCCGCUAACUGUUCAUGGCCAUGAUGUGCAGGAAGAUGCCGCCACCUGGAAGUCUCACAUUGAUCAAGAGCAAACUGCCAGAACCUCCAUGAUGGAGAGCAUGCCACUUAGCAUCCUUGAGACUCAGCAGCAUGAUACAUAUAAAGAAUACAAAUCAGACAAACUAGUAAUGGUUCAUGCAACUCAGACUGAUGACAAGAGAGAAGCACUUGCUGUGUCUGAAGUGAAGGCAGAGUCUCCCAUACGUGAGUUGACUAAGCCAAAAUUGACAGAAGAACGUGCUGAAGUUAUUCACUCUAAGAACACUUCUAUUGUUAUUUCAUCUUCACAAGUCCAAGAAAGUGAAGCUCCUCUGAAGAUCAAGCGACCCAAGGAGGAGUUUGCUGAGGGAAUAGACAUGAAUACUUUCCAUCCAAUUGCAGUUUCAGACACAGAAGUUCAGCUGCCAGUUGAUGAACUAAGUAAGCCAGAGCUUCUUACUAGUAAAGCUAAAUCUAGUUUUAUUCCACAAAAGGCUCUUGAAAUUCUAGAGUCUCAAACUCAUCAGAAAGAGAAGGACUUCCAGCCUGCUAAGACAGCAGAUGUAAAGUUGGAAGGAACAUUGGAAUGUAGUGAAUACUCCGUUGAAGUUAAAGAAGUUAAGGCUCAGUCCCCACUCAGGGACUUGAAAGAAAGCAAACCUUCCUCAGACAUGGCCAGUGCCUCAAUUAUCCCACAGAAGUCUGUACGAGUCUCUGAAGUUUCAGUCAACUUCAAAGAGGAAGAAUUCAAAGAAAUUCCAAGAUUCUCUCAUGUUGCAAGUCUAGAGCAACUCCCAGGUCAUGAAGCCUUACACAUAACACAGAGCACAAUUCAAGACAGCACACAAGAUUUCAUACCUGAAGCACCUCUGGAAGAGAUUGCUUCAAUUGACUUGAGGGGCUAUCAUGCCACAGCUGUAACUGAAAUUGAGACUGCACAGGUGGAGGAAGACUACAGUCCAGACAAGCUGCCAUUGAUCACUGCCAAGACUGAUAUGGUAGAGGGCAUGCCAUCUGCUGUCAUUCAGGAGGUCUGUGCUGCCUCAUCUGUCAAAGACUUGCCUGUUCCAGAAAAGCCUCAGUCCAGAGAAGCAACAACAGGAUUUGAGGAAAAGAAGGCAGUGUCAAUACAGGAGACAGAUACUCAUGAGAAGGAAAGUGUAUUUACCGAAUCAAAACCUACUCCAUUGCAGCUCAAGUCAAAAAUAAAUGGAGGACUGGAACCACUUCUUGUGACAGAGAUAGAGAGUGAAGAGGCAAUUGGAAAGAUGCUGGAGAAGCCUGCACCUGCUAUGGAGAAUGCUAAGGUAGAGCUUACACAGGCAACAAAAGUGGCUCUAUCAUCUGGCAUUGUAACGAAUGAACGAGAAGGAGUGUACAAAGAAGAAAAGCCUGAAGCUCAACUGGCAGAAGGCAGUAUCAGUACAGGAGAAGCCGUCACUGUCUCAGAAGUCCAGCCACAUUCUUCUACAGCAGAAUUUAUACCUGCUCCCAAGCCUAAGACUGAAGAAGGAACAGGUUCACUGGUUUCCACAAGAACUGCCACUGUAUCAGAAGUCAUACUGCAUGAAAGGGAAGGAAUACAUGAACCUAGUAAACUCCCCACAGUGUCCCUUGCAAGCCAAACAGAAGCACCAAACAUUCCAUUGGUUGUGCAGGAAACAUGCAUAGCUUCCAGUGUGUCAGAGUUGGCAGCAGACAAAGUUCAGCCCUCAGAAUCUGCAUCAGUGUCCCUCUUUGCCCACAAGAUUGCCUCAUCUUGUGAUGUGGGAAUCAAUGAAAAGGAAGGUAUCUAUGUACAAGAAAAACCAGUAGAAGAUCUUGCUAAAGUGGAGUUUGAAAGUGCAAAGGCACCUCUCCAAAUUAGUGAAACACGAUCUGAGUCUCCCAUAAAAGACCUUCAAGAACAGAAACCAGUUGAGUCGCAAGUCAAGCCAUUCUUCAUCCCUCAAACAGCUGUGUCUGUAAUUGAGACAGAAACCAAGGAUAAGGAAGGAAUACUCGAACUAGAAAAACCAGGAACUGUCUCAUUGCAAUCUGAUAUGAUACAGCCACUGCAACCUCUCACUGUAUCUGAGGUAACAGCAGACUCAAGCACACACACUCUCACCUUGGAAGAAUUGAAGGAAGAGCAAGCCAACCCCAGCCAUGAGCUUCACAGUGCUGCCUCAAUUAGUGAAGCCAUGGUGCAUCACAAAGAAGAAGAGUAUGAAGGGGAGAAGACAAUUUCCAUUGUUCCCAAGGAGUUCCAGACACCUGGGUUCUGGUCUUUGCUCAUUACAGAGACACAAACCGAAGAUCCCAUUACUAAACGCUUUGAAAGGCAAGCGCCAAGAAGCAGAGCCAGACCUGAUGUUAUUCCUCAGGAUACAGUUCAAGUGCAAGAAGUUCAAAUACAUGAAUCUGAAAACACCUUUGAUACUGUUGCCCCAGAACCAUCGAAAAUUAAAGCAGCCGCUCGAGUGUCUGGUCACGUUGUGGCAAUCUCUACUAAUGUUGAACCUGAAGACAGCCUACAGAAAUUGGCUGAUAGUGAAGUGAUUGAGAAGAAAACUGCAACCCUCACUCUGAACACACAGCAAGCCACAGAGGUGUUGCAACAUGACGUUAGUGAAGCUGGAAACAUCUUGUCUGAAAAGAAAGAGGAAGGUAAAACAGCUGUUCCAAGUGUCGAAGAAAUGCAGUCAGUGUCAGUGUCAGAAAUUAGUUCAGAAAUAAAGGAAGAAUCUUAUGUUAGUGAAAAACCGUUUGUACACAAUGUAAAAGCCAAACCAGUGAUCACUCCCAUGCAUUUGGCCAACGUUGUCCAUCCCGAGGUUGGUGAACAGGAGGGUAGUGUUUCUACACUAGAUGUUUCAGGUACCACUCACGCUAAACUUAAUUUCACACCGCACAUUUCUACACAAGUCACUCAACAACAUCCUGACAUACUUCCAGGCAUAAUAAAACCUGAACAACACAUUCUGGCUACAGGUAAGAUUGUACUGGAACAGGCUACACAUGUCUCAGGAUCUCAGGAAGUUGUCGUUGAAACUGUGACAGAAGAAAAGGCUAUUAAGCUGCCAAAAGCAGAAACAGCUAAAUCGGUAUUACCUGAACAGGAGUCCAUUUCAAUUGAAGAAGUAUCAGUUAAGGAAGCCCCUGGAUCUGUGGAUGAAUCAAGACCAAAGAGAGUUACAGCUACAUCAGUUAUUGCUCCUCUUGAGUCCCUAACCAUUCAAGAAGUAUCAAUCAAGGAAGCGCCUGGAGAUAUCAAGGAAGCUAAGCCUAAAACUGAGCAGGCAAUAUCUGUAUUUUCUCCUCAAGAAUCUAUUUCUGUUCACGAAGUUUCUGUUAAGGAGACUUCAGGCUCAAUGAAAGACUUGAAACCCAAGACUGAACAGGCUACCUCGAUAUUCUCAACUCUUGAAUCUUUCUCAGUUCAAGAAGUUGCAGUUAAGGAAGCACCACAGGAUAUAUCUGAAAAGAAGCCUAAGUCAGAGGUGGCUACAUCAAUUCUUUCACAGUAUGAAUCGAUUUUUGUUCAAGAGGUAUCAGUGAAGGAAGCACCCGGCACCAUGAUGGAUGCCAAGCCCAAGGAGGAGCAGGCUGUAUCAGUUAUAGCACCACUUGAGUCAAUUACUGUACAAGAAAUUUCAGUAAAAGAAGAACCAUCUGAUAUUUCUGAAAAGAAACCAAAGACAGACAAAGCAAUUUCUAUCUUAUCUGAACAAGAGCCCAUCUUUGUACAAGAGGUCACAGUGAAGGAAUCUCAUGGUGAUAUGAAGGACAGGAAGCCAAAGACAGAACAGGCCACUUCCAUUGUUUCUCCCCAUGAAUCCAUCACUGUACAAGAGGUCACAGUCAAGGAAACUUCUAGAGACAUUAGUGAGAAGAAACCCAAGUCUGAGAAGGCAACAUCUAUCUUCUCAGAACAGGAAUCCAUCUCUGUUGCUGAGGUGUCAGUAAAGGAGGCUCCUGGAACCAUGAAGGAUGCCAAGCCCAAGACUGAACAAGCCACUUUGGGCAUUGCUCCACACGAAUCAGUCACAGUGGAGGAAGUGUCCAUCAAGGAAGCUCCCUCUGACUUCAGUGAACGUAAACCCAAAAAGGAACAGGCUACUUCUAUUUUCUCUCAACAGGAGUCCAUUUCUGUUCAGGAAGUAUCAGUCAAAGAGGCUCCAGGCACCAUGGAGCAAGCCAAGCCCAAGACAGAACAAGCCACUUCCAUCAUUUCUCCUCACGAAUCUAUCACUGUACAAGAGGUCACCGUGAAGGAAACUUCUGGAGAUAUAUCUGAAAAGAAACCAAAGACAGAUAAAGCGACUUCUAUCUUAUCUGAACAAGAGCCCAUCUUUGUACAAGAGGUCACAGUGAAGGAAUCUCAUGGUGAUAUGAAGGACAGGAAGCCAAAAACAGAACAGGCCACUUCUAUUGUUUCUCCUCAUGAAUCCAUCACUGUACAAGAGGUCACAGUCAAGGAAACUUCAGGGGACAUUGCAGAGAAGAAGCCUAAAACAGACAAAGCAACUUCCAUUCUGUCUGAACAGGAAUCAAUUUCUGUACAAGAGGUCACAGUGAAGGAAUCUCAUGGUGACAUGAAGGACAGAAAGCCAAAGACAGAACAGGCCACUUCCAUUGUUUCUCCCCAUGAAUCCAUCACUGUACAAGAGGUCACAGUCAAGGAAACUUCUGGAGACAUUAGCGAGAAGAAACCCAAGUCUGAGAAGGCAACAUCUAUCUUCUCAGAACAGGAAUCCAUUUCUGUUGCUGAGGUGUCAGUAAAGGAGGCUCCUGGAACCAUGAAGGAUGCCAAGCCCAAGACUGAACAAGCCACUUUGGGUAUUGCUCCACACGAAUCAGUCACAGUGGAGGAAGUGUCCAUCAAGGAAGCUCCCUCUGACUUCAGUGAAUGUAAACCCAAAAAGCAACAGGCUACUUCAAUUUUGUCAGAACAAGAAUCCAUUUUUGUUCAGGAAGUAUCAGUCAAAGAGGCUCCAGGCACCAUGGAGCAAGCCAAGCCAAAGACAGAACAAGCCACUUCCAUCAUUUCUCCUCACGAAUCCAUCACUGUACAAGAGGUCACCGUGAAGGAAACUUCUGGAGACAUUAGUGAGAAGAAACCAAAGACAGACAAAGCAACUUCUAUCUUAUCUGAACAAGAGCCCAUCUUUGUACAAGAGGUCACGGUGAAGGAAUCUCAUGGUGAUAUGAAGGACAGGAAGCCAAAAACAGAACAGGCCACUUCUAUUGUUUCUCCUCAUGAAUCCAUCACUGUACAAGAGGUCACAGUCAAGGAAACUUCAGGGGACAUUGCAGAGAAGAAGCCUAAAACAGACAAGGCAACUUCCAUUCUGUCUGAACAAGAGCCCAUAUUUGUACAAGAGGUCACAGUGAAGGAAUCUCAUGGUGACAUGAAAGACAGGAAGCCCAAGACAGAACAGGCUACUUCCAUUGUUUCUCCUCAUGAAUCCAUCACUGUACAAGAGGUCACCGUGAAGGAAACAUCUGGAGACAUAUCUGAAAAGAAACCAAAGACAGACAAAGCCACCUCCGUUUUAUCUGAACAAGAGUCCAUCUUUGUACAAGAGGUCACAGUCAAGGAGGCUCAUGGUGAUGUCAAAGACAGCCAGCCAAAGACUGAACAAGCCAUUUCAAUCAUUUCUCCUCAUGUAUCAGUGACUGUACAAGAAGUUACUGUCAAAGAAACUCCUGGAGAGGUUGCUGAGAGAAAACCAAAGAAAGAGAAGGCAACUUCCAUUCUGUCUGAACAGGAAUCAAUUUCUGUACAAGAGGUCACAGUGAAGGAAUCUCAUGGUGACAUGAAGGACAGGAAGCCCAAGACAGAACAGGCCACUUCCAUUGUUUCUCCCCAUGAAUCCAUCACUGUACAAGAGGUCACAGUCAAGGAAACUUCUGGAGACAUUAGUGAGAAGAAACCCAAGUCUGAGAAGGCAACAUCUAUCUUCUCAGAACAAGAAUCCAUUUCUGUUGCUGAGGUGUCAGUAAAGGAGGCUCCUGGAACCAUGGAGCAAGCCAAGCCCAAGACUGAACAAGCCACUUCCAUUAUUUCUCCUCAUGAAUCCAUCACUGUACAAGAGGUCACUGUGAAGGAAAGCUCAGGAGAUAUAUCUGAAAAGAAACCAAAGACAGACAAAGCAACUUCUAUUCUGUCUGAACAAGAGUCAAUCACUGUACAAGAGGUGACAGUAAAGGAGGCUCAUGGUGACAUAGAAGAGGCCAAACCAAAGACAGAGCAAGCAACAUCAAUUAUUGCUCCUCAUGUAUCUGUUAACGUACAAGAAGUUACAGUUAAGGAAACCUCAGGAGAGGUUGUUGAUAAGAAACCAAAGACAGACAAGGCAACUUCCAUUCUGUCUGAACAGGAAUCAAUUUCUGUACAAGAGGUCACAGUGAAGGAAUCUCAUGGUGACAUGAAGGACAGGAAGCCAAAGACAGAACAGGCCACUUCCAUUGUUUCUCCCCAUGAAUCCAUCACUGUACAAGAGGUCACAGUCAAGGAAACUUCUGGAGACAUUAGCGAGAAGAAACCAAAGGAGGAGACAGCAGAAUCUAUCCUUUCAGAACAGGAAUCAAUUUCUGUCCAAGAAAUUUUGGUCAAGGAAGCUCCAUCCAAUCUGGCUGACCAGAAGCUGAAAACUGAAAAGGCAACUUCUAUUUGGUCUGAACAAGAAUCUAUUUCGGUUCAGGAGGUAUCUGUCAAAGAAGCUCCUGGUACAGUGAAGGAGAAAAAGCCCAAGACUGAGCAAGCCACAUCAAUUCUGUCAGAACAGGAAUCAAUCUCUGUGGAGGAGGUAUCUGUAAAGGAAGCACCUGGCUCACUGAAAGAUCUGAAGCUCACCACUGAGCAAGCCACCACUUCCAUAGCACCUCAUGAAUCAGUUACUGUGGAGGAGGUUACUGUCAAGGAGGAGCCAGAAGAAAUCAAAGACAAGAAGCCCAAGACAGAGAAGGCUACAUCAAUAUGGUCUGAACAAGAGUCUAUUGCUGUCCAGGAGGUCUCAGUGAAAGAAGCUCCUGAAGACAUUGCUGACCAUAAGCCAAAGACAGAAAAGGCAACUUCCAUUUGGUCUGAACAAAAGUCAAUAUCUGUACAGGAGGUGUCAGUAAAGGAGGCUCCUGGUGAAGUAAAGGAUAUCAAGCCCAAGACUGAGCAAGCCACUUCAAUCAUCUCCCCACACGAAUCACUCACAGUGGAGGAAGUGUCCAUCAAGGAAGCUCCUUCUGACUUCAGUGAACGUAAACCUAAAAAGGAACAAGCAACUUCAAUCUUGUCAGAGCAGGAGUCCAUUUCUGUUCAGGAAGUAUCAGUCAAGGAAGCUCCUGGCACCAUGGAGCAAGCCAAGCCAAAGACAGAACAAGCCACUUCCAUCAUUUCUCCUCAUGAAUCCAUCACUGUACAAGAGGUCACUGUGAAGGAAAGCUCUGGAGACAUUAGUGAGAAGAAACCAAAGACAGACAAAGCAACCUCUAUUCUGUCUGAACAAGAGUCCAUCUCUGUACAAGAGGUGACAGUCAAGGAGGCUCAUGGUGACAUAGAAGAGGCCAAGCCAAAAACAGAGCAAGCCACUUCCAUCAUAUCUCCUCAUGAAUCUCUAAAUGUAGAAGAAGUUACAGUUAAAGAAACUCCUGGUGAUUUUGAUGACACUAAACCCAAAACAGAACAAGCCAUGUCCAAAAUUUCUCCUUUCGAGUCUCUUACUGUACACGAGGUUACAGUCAAGGAGACUUCUGGAGACAUUACAGAAAAGAAACCCCAAACAGAAAAAGCUACAUCCAUUCUCUCAGAACAAGAAUCCAUAUCUGUACACCAGGUAUCAGUUAAAGAAUCUCACGGUGACAUGAAGGACAGAAAAACCAAGACUGAACAGGCCACAUUCACUGUCUCUCCACAUGAGUCUCUCACAAUUCAGGAGGUUACAGCUAAAGAAACCUUUGCAGACAUCACUGAACAUAAACCCAAAUCAGACAAAGCUACAUCUAUCUUAUCUGAACAAGAAUCAAUUUCUAUUGCAGAGGUGUCAGUAAAGGAGGCUCCUGCAACUAUGAAGGAUGCCAAACCCAAGACUGAACAGGCUAUCUCAGUAAUUACCCCUCAUGAGUCUCUUUCAGUGCAGGUAGUAUCAGUCAAAGAAUCUCCUUCUGAAUUGAGUGAGCAUAAACCUAAGUCAGAGAAAGCUACUUCCAUUUGGUCAGAGCAGGAGUCUAUUUCUGUUCAGGAGGUAUCAGUCAAGGAAGCUCCAGGUACCAUGGAGCAAGCCAAGCCCAGGACAGAACAGGCCACUUCCAUCAUUUCUCCUCUUGAAUCCAUCACUGUACAAGAGGUUACAGUGAAGGAAACUUCAGGAGACAUUAGCGAAAAGAAACCCAAGUCUGAGAAGGCAACAUCUAUCUUCUCAGAACAGGAAUCCAUUUCUGUUGCUGAGGUGUCAGUAAAGGAGGCUCCUGGAACCAUGGAGCAAGCCAAGCCCAAGACUGAACAAGCCACUUCAGUCAUCUCUCCACAUGAAUCAGUCACAGUGGAGGAAGUGUCCAUCAAGGAAGCUCCCUCUGAUUUCAGUGAGUAUAAACCUAAAACAGAACAGGCUACUUCUAUUUUCUCUCAACAGGAGUCCAUUUCUGUUCAGGAAGUAUCAGUCAAGGAGGCUCCAGGUACCAUGGAGCAAGCCAAGCCCAAGACAGAACAAGCCACUUCCAUCAUUUCUCCUCAUGAAUCCAUCACUGUACAAGAGGUCACCGUGAAGGAAACUUCAGGAGACAUUAGUGAGAAGAAACCAAAGACAGACAAAGCAACUUCUAUUCUCUCUGAACAAGAGUCCAUCACUGUUGAAGAAGUUUCAGUUAAAGAAGCUCCUGGUGACAUGAAGGACAGGAAGCCAAAGACAGAACAGGCCACUUCCAUUGUUUCUCCCCAUGAAUCCAUCACUGUACAAGAGGUCACAGUCAAGGAAACUUCUGGAGACAUUAGCGAGAAGAAACCAAAGGAGGAGACAGCAAUAUCUAUCCUUUCAGAACAGGAAUCAAUUUCUGUCCAAGAAAUUUUGGUCAAGGAAGCUCCAUUCGAUCUGGCUGACCAGAAGCUGAAAACUGAAAAGGCAACUUCUCUCUGGUCUGAACAGGAAUCUGUUUCAGUUCAGGAAGUAUCUGUCAAAGAAGCUCCUGGUACAGUGAAGGAGGAUAAGCCCAAGACUGAGCAAGCCACAUCAAUUCUGUCAGAACAGGAAUCAAUCUCUGUGGAGGAGGUAUCUGUAAAGGAAGCACCUGGCUCACUGAAAGAUCUGAAGCUCACCACUGAGCAAGCCACCACUUCCAUAGCACCUCAUGAAUCAGUUACUGUGGAGGAGGUUACUGUCAAGGAGGAGCCAGAAGAAAUCAAAGACAAGAAGCCCAAGACAGAGAAGGCUACAUCAAUAUGGUCUGAACAAGAGUCUAUUGCUGUCCAGGAGGUCUCAGUGAAAGAAGCUCCUGAAGACAUUGCUGACCAUAAGCCAAAGACAGAAAAGGCCAUACCAACUGUAUCUCCUCAUGAACCAUUAUCCAUUGAGGAAGUUUCAGUAAAAGAUGCUCCUGAAGACCUUCCAGAUAAAAAACCAAAGUCUGAACAGGCUGUGUCAGUGUUCCCUGAACAGGAAUCUAUUUCUGUUGAAGAAGUUUUGGUAAAGGGCAUUUCAGGAACAUUAGAGGACCUCAAGCUGCAGAUAGAGAAAGCUACCUCAAUGUUUGCACCUCACCAAUCAGUCACCAUUGAAGAAGUGGCAGUGAAGGAAUCACAUGAAGAUAUAGAAGAAAAGAAACCAAAGACAGAAAAAGCCAGGUCAAUCUGGUCACCACGAGACUCUAUAUCUGUUGAAGAAAUUAAUGUCAAGGAAUUACCUGGAGACAUCAAAGAACAAAAACCAAAAACAGAGACAGCAAAACCAAUUGUCAGUCCACAGGAAUCAUUCUCAGUGAGUGAGGUACAAGUUGAAGACCAAACACAAGAAAUGCCUACUCCAAAACAAAAGGAAGAAACUGCAGUUGUUACCAUUCCACGACGAAAAGAUUCCCUGCAAGUAUUUGAAAUAUCUACAGAACUUGCCCCAGAUUCAUUCACAGAAGCUAAAGCUAAGGAAGACACAGCUAAGGUGACAGUGACAGAGGAGCUUCUUCGAGCUGACCAGGAAGAUGUCAUAGUGCUAAAGGGUCCAUCAAAGGAAAAGAAGAUUGUACAAGUGGUUGAGGAAGAUGAGGUAGAUAAGAAGGAAAAGAUAGAGGAAGAAGUCAUAAUUAAAGAAGCUGAGGAGGAAGUUAUAGAAGUGAUUGAACCCAAAAAGGUUACUGAAGAGAUUAGUGAAGAAAUUACAAUUAAGAAGAAACCAAAGAAGAAGAAGCCAGAAGAGGUGGAAGAAGUGAAGGAGGAAGUUGUUAAACUAAAACCCAAGAAGAAGAAGGAACCUGAAGAAGUUAAAGAAGAACCACAAGAACAGGUGGUUGAAGAGAUCAGUGAAGAGGUUCAGAUAAAGUUGAAACCCAAGAAGAAGAAGUCCAUUGUUGAGGAAGUUAUAUCAGAGGAGACUAUCACAGUGGAGGAAGUUAAGGAGAAGUCUCCAGAACAAGAAGAAACUGUGGUCCUCAAGAAGCCAAAGAAAAAGGCUCCCAAAAAGGAAGAGCCAGAAGAGGAGGUCAUCAUUAAGAAGGCUGAGGAAGAGGUGAUAGAAAUUAUUGAACCCAAGAAGGUCACCGAAGAAAUUACCGAGGAAGUGACAAUCAUGAAGAAACCCAAGAAGAAGAAGUCCAUUGUGGAGGAAGUUAUUUCAGAGGAGAUUGUCACUGUGAAGGAGGAGGAAGUUAAGGAGAAGUCGCCAGAACAAGAGGAAACUGUGGUCAUCAAAAAGAAGCCCAAGAAGAAGAAGGAACCUGAGGAAGAGAUUUCACAAGAGGUAACUAUAAAGAAGCCUAAGAAGAAGAAGCUUGAGGAGCCUAAGGAAGCAGUUGUUGAGGAGGUUACUGAAGAAGUAACAAUAAAGAAGAAGCCAAAGAAGAAGCCUGAGCCAGAGAAGGAAGAGGUUACUGAAGAAGUGAUUGUAAAGAAGAGGCCAAAAGAGGAGGAAGAAGUGAAAAUGGAAGUUAUAGAGGAGACUGUCACUGUAGAGGAAGUUAAGGAGAAGUCUCCAGAACAAGAAGAAACUGUGGUCCUCAAGAAGCCAAAGAAGAAGGCUCCUAAAAAGGAAGAACCAGAGGAGGAGGUCAUAAUUAAGAAGGCUGAGGAAGAGGUGAUAGAAAUUAUUGAGCCCAAGAAGGUCACCGAAGAGAUUAGCGAGGAAGUGACAAUCAUGAAGAAACCAAAGAAAAAGAAGCCUGAAGAGCCAGAAGAAGUGAAAGAAGAAGUUGUCAAGCUGAAGCCCAAGAAAAAGAAGAAGGAGCCUGAGGAAGUUGUAGAGGAGGUGACACUGCACAAAGAAGAACCAGAAGAACAGGUGGUUGAGGAGAUCAGUGAAGAGGUUCAGAUAAAGUUGAAACCCAAGAAGAAGAAGUCCAUUGUUGAGGAAGUUAUAUCAGAGGAGACUGUCACAGUGGAGGAAGUUAAGGAGAAGUCUCCAGAACAAGAAGAAACUGUGGUCCUCAAAAAGCCAAAGAAAAAGGCUCCCAAAAAGGAAGAGCCAGAAGAGGAGGUCAUCAUUAAGAAGGCUGAGGAAGAGGUGAUAGAAAUUAUUGAGCCCAAGAAGGUCACCGAAGAAAUUACCGAGGAAGUGACAAUCAUGAAGAAACCCAAGAAGAAGAAGUCCAUUGUGGAGGAAGUUAUUUCAGAGGAGACUGUCACUGUGAAGGAGGAGGAAGUUAAGGAGAAGUCGCCAGAACAAGAGGAAACUGUGGUCAUCAAAAAGAAGCCCAAGAAGAAGAAGGAACCUGAGGAAGAGAUCUCACAAGAGGUAACUAUAAAGAAGCCGAAGAAGAAGAAGCUUGAGGAGCCUAAGGAAGCAGUUGUUGAGGAGGUUACUGAAGAAGUAACAAUAAAGAAGAAGCCAAAGAAGAAGCCUGAGCCAGAGAAGGAAGAGGUUACUGAAGAAGUGGUCAUUAAAAAGAAACCAGAUGAACCAGAAGAAGUGACAGAAGAAGUUAUCAAAUUGAAACCAAAGAAGAAGAAGAAGGAGCCUGAGGAAGUUGCUGAGGAAGUAAUAAUACGCAAGGAGGAACCAGAAGAACAGGUGGUUGAGGAAAUCAGUGAAGAGGUUCAGAUCAAGUUGAAACCCAAGAAGAAGUCUAUUGUUGAGGAAGUUAUUUCAGAGGAGACUGUCACAGUGAAGGAGGAGGAAGUUAAGGAGAAGUCUCCAGAACAAGAGGAAACUGUGGUCUUGAAGAAGCCCAAGAAAAAGAUUCCCAAAAAGGAAGAACCAGAGGAAGAGGUUGUACUUAAGAAGCCUGAGGAGCCUAAGGAAGAAAAGGAGGAGCCCACAGAGCAAAUUACACUUAAGAAACCAAAGAAGAAGAAGUCUGAAGAAGUUGCUGAGGAGGUAACAAUACGCAAGGAGGAACCAGAGGAGCAAGUGAUUGAGGAGAUCAGUGAAGAGGUUCAGAUCAAACUGAAACCGAAAAAGAAGAAGUCCAUUGUGGAGGAAGUUAUUUCAGAGGAGACUGUCACUGUGAAAGAGGAGGAAGUUAAGGAGAAGUCUCCAGAACAAGAGGAAACUGUGGUCAUCAAAAAGAAGCCCAAGAAGAAGAAGGAACCUGAGGAAGAGAUUUCACAAGAGGUAACUAUAAAGAAGCCUAAGAAGAAGAAGCUUGAGGAGCCUAAGGAAGCUGUUGUUGAGGAGGUUACUGAAGAAGUAACAAUAAAGAAGAAGCCAAAGAAGAAGCCUGAGCCAGAGAAGGAAGAGGUUACUGAAGAAGUGGUCAUUAAGAAAAAGCCAGAAGAACCAGAAGAAGUGACAGAAGAAGUUAUCAAAUUGAAACCAAAGAAGAAGAAGGAAGAGGUAGUUGAGGAAGUCACAGAGGAAGUAACAAUACGUAGAGAAGAACCAGAGGAACAGGUGGUUGAGGAAAUCAGUGAAGAGGUUCAGAUCAAGUUGAAACCAAAGAAGAAGAAAUCCAUUGUCACUGAGGAAGUUGUAUCAGAAGAGACUGUAAUAGUGAAGAAAGAUGAAGUUGAGGAGAAAUCUCCAGAGCCAGAAGAAACAGUUGUUAUAAAGAAGAAGCCCAAGAAGAAGAUUUCCAAAAAGGAGGAAACUGUAGAAGAAGAAGUUAUUAUCAAGAGGCCUGAAGAACCCAAAGAUGAGAAAGAGGAGCCCACAGAACAAAUCACUAUCAAGAAACCCAAGAAGAAGAAGCCAGAGGAACCUAAGGAAGAGGUGACAGAAGUGACCAUCAAGGAGAAAUCACCUGAACCAACAGUACAAGAGGAAGUGACAGAACAGGUUAGCAUUAAGAUGAAACCAAAGAAGAAGAAGCCAAUUGUGGUUGAAGAAGAGGUUGAAGAAGCAUUCACAUUGAGAAAGCCAAGGGAAGAAGAAGAACAGCCAGAAGAAGAAGCACCUAGCCAAGUAAGUGAAACUGUCACUCUCAAGAAGCCAAAGCCAAAGCCAAAGGAAAGGCAUGAGAUUUCAGAGGAAGUGGAGAUAAAGAUUAAACCAGCAGAAGACUUCAAGAGGGAGGAAACAACUGAAGAGGUGCAAAUUAAGAUGAAGAGGCCAAAGAAGAAAUAUUCUGUUGUGGAAGAAACCUUUGACUCAGAAAUGACACUCCCAGCUGAAGAGGAACCUGAACCUGGUGUUAUCAUUGAAGAAAUAGAUGAACUAACUGUGAUCAAGAAGGUGUUUAAAGAUGGGGUUGAAGUGCCUGAGGAGGAAACUAUCAAGAUUAAGAAGAAGAAGCCAAAGAAGGUGACUGAAGAGGGUGAGGAGAAGGUUACUAUCAAGAAGAAGGUAACCAAAGAACCAGAGGAAGAGCCCAAGUCACCAGAGGAGGUCCAAGAAGUGUUCCAAAUCAAGCGUCCCAAGAAGAAGAAGCCGGCGUACAAGGUAGAGGAAGAGGAGGAGGAGGAGACGGGUGUGACCAUUACAAGGAGGCCCGAGCCUGUUGAGGAAGAAGAGGUGGUCUCAGAAGUCUUCAAGAUCAAACCCAAGAGGCCAAAGGAAGAGGAAGAACCAAGUGACGAGGGUGAAACUCAGUUUACAUUUGACCUCACAAAGAAAAGGUAUGAGAAGCAUGAGGUGGAGGAAAUUGAAACCACCCACAAGGUGAAGCCUCCACCUGUACCCAAAGAGCCGCCGGUCUUCACUCAAGAGGACGUCCAAAUGCACAUAAAGGUGCCAGCACAAUCACCAACAGAAGUACUGGAAAUCCCACCACCUCUCUCAGUCAAGCCUGGCGACCAGCUGAGGGCAACUGCCACCUACAUCGCAGACAACACGCAGGAGAAUGCCAUGCACCUUGUGGAGGGAGAGAGGGUGUAUGUGCAAGAAAUGACUAACAGCGACUGGUGGUUUGUCAAGAAGCACCUCACGCUGGAGGAAGGUUACGUGCCAGCCAAGCUGCUGGCUGAGGAAGUGUCCUACACCCACUAUGUCGAGAAGAAGAUUGAGGAAAAGGCCAACAAACUCCCAGUCUUUGACAAACUGAAGAAGGGACAGAAAUCUGAGUUGCCCAAGAUGGUGACCAAGCUGGAGCCAAUCACUGUGGUGGAUGGACAGGAAGCUCAGUUUGUGUGCAAGAUCAAGGGUACUCCUCGCCCCACUGUCACCUGGUUCAGACAGACAGCCAUCAUCAAACCAUCUGAGGAAUUCCAGGUGUUCUAUUCUGACGAUAACACAGCAACAUUGGUGGUGAAGGAAGUCUUCCCUGAGGAUGCCGGCAUGUUCACUUGUGUUGCCAAGAACCAGGCUGGCUAUAUCACAUCCUCAGCUGAACUUGUAGUAGAGGGACCAAUCAGCGACCAUGGCUCAGACUCCAUGAUUGCCUCACGCCGCAGCCUCAGCAGGGAGUCCUCUGUGUGUGACAUCAUGGAGGGCAUUCCACCAACCUUCGCCAACAAGCCCACAGUAAAGACAGUUGAGGAAGGAACACAGCUGGAGUUGGACGUUCGCCUUGUUGCCAUUCCUGAACCUGAUAUUGUAUGGAAGAAGGAUGGACAGGUUGUUCGUGAGUCACCAAGAAUCCGUCUAGUGAAACAGAAGGAUGUUCAUGCAUACCGUUCUAUCAUCAUCAUCAAGGGAGCCAAGAAAGAGGAUGAAGGUCUCUAUGAGAUCACUGUCAAGAACCGUGAAGGAGAGGCCAAGAACCACAUCACCCUCAGAGUUACGGCUCCUGAAGUUCCUGAGUUUGAGGACAGGUACCCAGACCAGACAGUGGAGUCUGAGGGAACUAUCCGCCUGGUGGCCAAGAUACACGGCAUCCCAUCACCAGAUGUCACGUGGAGCAGCACCUUCAAGAGAGGUCUGGAGUCUUGCAUAGUGGACGAGGGCUCAGAGGUUGUGCUGGAGUGUCGUACUUCCAAGGAAAAGCCGUGCAAGUGGUUCAAGGGCAAGACUGAAAUAAAAAAGAAUGAGACGUUUGAGAUCGAGCAGGACGGCCUCACUCACCGCCUCAUCAUUCACUCAGCUACCCUCAACGACACUGGCAAAUACAAAUGCACCUUUGAUGACCAAACCACCUUCUGCAACCUUACUGUCAGAGGACUGGAUGACUUCGUGGAGAGAGUGCAGGACGUGGAGGUUCAGGAGAGGGAGGAAGCUGUCCUGCUGGUGGAAGUCACAAGCGAGAAGGCUACAGUCACCUGGCAUAAGGAUGGCGAAGAAAUCACAGAACAACACAAGCGCUUCACUCUGGUGACUGAAGGUAAGGUGCGCAAGCUGGUGAUCAAGGAGACCACUCUCUCUGAUGAGGGCGAGUACACCUGUGCACUGGGAGAUCAUGAGUGCACUGCUGAACUCACUGUCCGAGAGCUGCCCGCCGAGAUUGUUAGGAAGAUGAAGGACCAAGUUGUCUCCAAGGGCAACAGGGCCACAAUGGAGGUUGAGCUGACCAAGGGUGAUGCUGUCAUUACUUGGUUCAAGGAGGAAAAGGAAAUCAGAUUCUCCGACCACUACCAGCUCUCCAUUGAUGGCAAGGUUCAGAGGUUAAUGGUGUACAACUGCCAGCUGGAGGACAGUGGUACUUACCGGGCAGUUGUGGGCAAGAGUGAGUGCUCUGCAACUCUCAAGGUUGAACUCCAGGUGGAAGGUGACUUCUCCAAGGGCUUGCCUGGUCAGAUGGACGUCAACUAUAAGUCUGAUGUCACCUUCAUGGUGGAGAUCACCAAGGAUAGUGAAGUGAAAUGGUUCAAGAGUACAGAAGAGCUCAAGCCUUCAGACAAGUAUAUCAUCAAGAAGGAAGGAAAGAAGAGAAUCUUGAUCAUCAAGAAUUGUACUCAGUCUGAUGCUGCUGAGUAUUCUUGUGUUCUUGGAAGCCUCAAGACUUCCUGCAAACUGAACGUUAUCAUAAUGGAGACAGCUCCCAAGAUUGACAAGGAGUACCAGAAGGUAGAGGUGGUGGUGACCAAGGGCACUGACGUCACCCUGAAGGUGCCCUACGCCGGCACUCCCACUCCCACUGCCACCUGGUCCCACAAGGGGCAGCCACUGGACAAGGACGCUACCCGCAAGGUGCUGCCAACCAUCAACGAGACCGAGGCAUACAUCACUCUCAAGACAGUGGAGGAGGCAGAUUGUGGAGAGUACCGGCUCAAGCUUAGCAAUGACUGUGGCACUGUUCAUGCUGAGUUUGUUGUGAAACUGCUUGAUAAACCAUCUCAGCCUGGUACUCCCGAACCCAUGAAGGUGACCAAUGACAGCGUCACCCUGCACUGGACUGAGCCCAAGGAAGAUGGUGGCAGAUGCAUCACCAACUACAUUAUUGAAUACAAGAGCACCAAGAAGCAGAAAUGGGUAGUCUUCAACAAGACAGUGAAGAUCACAGAGACUACAACUACUGUGACCAAGCUGACCAAGAUGGAGGAAUACUGCUUUAGAGUGUCUGCUGUCAAUGAGAUAGGCACAUCUGAGCCAUCUGAUGCCUCCAAACCUGUCAAGGUCUGUGAGCCCAAGACAGCCGAGCCUCCUGUGGUGAAGGAGGAGCUGACACCGGUCGUCACAGGCCUGCACCAGGAAAUUAUCCUGCGCUGCGUGGUCACUGCCAACCCACUGCCUAAGAUUGAGUGGCAGAAGGAUGGCAAGCCUAUCACCGGUAUUACUUCUUAUGAGAACUUCACCGCAACCUUCACCAUCAAGGAGACAAACGAGAGCUCUGGUGGCAUGUACUCCUGCCGUGCCAGUAAUGAAGCUGGCAUGGCUGAGUGCUCUGCUACAGUCGUUAUUCAAGAGUCUCCGAGGUUUGAGUUUGAUGAGAAACAACAAGUCCAGCGUCUGCGUGUGGAUGAGAAGUGGCACGUGCCCAUCCAGGUGAUUGGUCACCCGCAGCCCACCAUCAAGUGGAGCCGUAAUGACCAGUCACUCAAGUCCACAAGUCAUGUUGUCAUCCGCACCGAGGAGUCUGAAGGCUCCACAGACAUUGCCAUUCAUAAGCUUACUCUUGAGGACUCAGCUGUCUAUAGUGUCACUGCUGAAAACUCUGCAGGAAAGGCACAGCUAAGCUUCAACCUCAGAGUUGUGGAGCGGCCAGAUCCACCAAAGGGCCCCCUGGCUACCAGCGACAUCACAACCUCCUCCCUCAAGCUUACCUGGAAGCCAUCUCCCAACGAUGGAGGAGAGAAGAUCACUGCUUACUUUAUUGAGAAGCAGGAGAAAACUCAGAAGCAGUGGCAGAAGGUGGCUGAGGUCACUCCCGAUGUACUCUCCUACAUGGUCCAAGACUUGCUUGAAGGGCAUGAAUAUUUCUUCAGAGUAUUUGCCGUCAAUGCGAUAGGCGUGUCUGAUGCCCUGGAGGCAGCUGAGAACAUUCUCCUCAAGAGUCCAUUUGACAAACCAGGUCCACCCAUCGGGCCGUUCGAUGUGAGUGACGUGACUGAGUCCUCCAUGCUGCUGCAUUGGGAUGAACCCGACAGCGAUGGUGGCUCACCCAUCACUCACUACACCAUUGAAAAGAGAGAGUCAACCAAAAAGGCCUGGAGUAAGGUUGGUGAGACUCAAGCCCCAGUUACUGAGAUAGACGUCACGGGUCUCAAGAAGGGAACAGCAUACUUCUUCCGUGUAUAUGCUUACAAUGCUGUGGGCCAGAGUCCACCACUCCAGCCAGAUGAGCCUAUCACAGCAGGCAAGAAGAUCACUCCACCUUCCAAGCCAAACAACCUCCAGGUAAUAGACAUCACCACCCGCACUGUGACGCUGGCCUGGGCACCACCCACAUCCACCGGUGGUGCUGAUCUCAUAGGCUAUGUGAUUGAACGCCGACUGACCAGUGAGAAGAGGUGGGAGAAGGUAGACUCCGUCGAUGCCUCUGUCACCCUCUACUGCGUGGAGAACCUGAGGGAGAAAUCUGAAUAUGAGUUUAGAGUGUUUGCUGAGAACCCUGUUGGCCGCAGCUUAGAGCCAGCCAUGACGGAGCAAGUCAGGCUAAAGACUCAUGCCACUCCCCCAUCACCUCCCACGGCCCCUCUGGAAGCACGACCCACAGGCCCCACCAGCCUCAUGAUCGAGUGGGGUGCCCCGGAGAGUGAUGGUGGGGCACCACUGCUUGGAUACAUCAUUGCCAUCCGUGACAUCAAGAGAACCAUGUGGAUUGAAGUUGGGCAAGUUGGAGCCAACUUUACGAGAUUACACAUUAAGGAGCUGCAGGAGGAGCACGAGUACCACAUUCGAGUAUUCGCCCGCAAUGAAGUGGGCGCCAGCGAUCCCCUGGAAACAGAGGAACCUGUUAAAAUUAUCAGGCCAGAUGACUUCACAGAGCUGCCAGAGGAUGACAAUGCUCCCUCUCUGUCCUACUCCACCACGGAGACACUCUCCUGGAUGCGGGAGGCGGGCAUGGAUGCGGACAUCUACUCUUAUGCCCGUGGUCGUCUCUUGAAUAGAGACGAGUACUUCUUCAAAGUCUGGCAUCGUGGGAUGAAUAAAAUUAGUGAGAAGUAAUCAAUAGGCCCCAGAUAGUUUUCUACUAUUUAUGUAUGAGUCCUGUAGAUUAGUAAUUUUCUUUUUUUGUUGGAAAUUUUUCUUUUAAUUUAUCUUGAAUUUGUCUUUCUCUGUAUUAUCAACAAAAGAGAAUUGUCUUUUCUUAGGACAAGUCGUGCAUUUGCAUCGAGUUUCAUUCCUGAUAUGGAGAAUGUUCCGAACCGAAGUUGUAUUUACUAUUUAAUGAUGAAUGUAUCAUAAUUCAGCCACUCGACUCUGUUGAUAUUAUCACUUCGGCACCCGUGCAUAUGCGGGCAGCCAGAAGCACGUUGACAGGAAAGUGUCCACCAUAAGGUAUUGAGUCCCGAGGUUCAGCAGGAAAACUCUGGUCUGGCACUACUCUAGUCAUCACCAUCUCGAGACGUUCACCUGUGCACACGACGCCAGAUUCGGAGCUUCCUGGCUGUGAUAGUCUGUGGCUCAUAGUGCGUCUGCUGCCUCUAUGGGCCAAAAUUCCAGCUCGUGGACCAAAACCUUGUGGCUGUGCAACCCUAGACGACAUUUGAUAUAGGAAUCCCUAUUUUGUGUAUGUACUGUGUAUGUACUGUGUGUAAGUGUCCCGUCCCACCCACGCUGCAGGAGGGAAUAUAAUCAAGAGUUUUAGUAGCACCUGAGCGUGGGCUAUUUGUAGUAUGUAGUUUACUAUGACACAUAUAUACACACCUUAUACACCUUAUACAAUUAUUAGAUGUCUUGUGAAUGUACUGUGAUAUGAGAAUUUUCCUAAGCAGGCCUUGUGCCGACACACAAAAGCAUCUGUUGAUUUUUUCUUGUGUUGCAUUAUUCAUUAUCAAAAUCCAAAUCCUUGGUGUGGCCAGUAGAUUACAAUGGUUGCCAUGGAUCAGGUAUCAUGCUGCUGCUGAACACUUUAACAUCCUUUUGGUCCGACCAUGGUGGCAUUGUAGCCUGCCGCGCCACACCACCACAUUACCAUAGGUCAGUGGGUGCUACCUCAGGCUGGCCACACGCUGCUGCUAUUAUUACUUUACCAUCUUUGUGGCCCCGAAGUGGUAACCUGCUGGUCUUAUCAAGCUUGUUGUGUAGAUUGGGAAUAAACUGUUUAGAUCAU